Molecule: messenger RNA, 58253 nt
Organism: Xyrichtys novacula (pearly razorfish)
Lineage: Eukaryota; Metazoa; Chordata; Actinopteri; Labriformes; Labridae
Source: the annotation of a GenBank genome assembly
GUGCUUGUUUUCCCAGCCUCGAGUCUUCGGGCUUUGUCGUUUACCUCCGUAGCUAGUUGUUGCUCGUCUGAGAGGUCUGAACGAUGAUUGACAAUAAUGGCGACGCGUUUAUUCUGAGUUGACUCCAGGGAACCAUCUCUGGCUGCCAAAGGAAACAUUUUGGAUUAAAUUUCAGCCCGCCAGACAAAAACUACAAGGAUUAUCUACCGCCAAAAGGACUACAUUUACCUCCGCGAGAAGCACUUGCUGGUCGGGAGAGGUUUAUCAAGCUAGCAUUGCGAUAGCUAGCCACUCGGCUCGUUAGCUUGCUAAGUUGAAGAGGUGGCAUUCUUGUGUGUGGAGUGGAGGAGAGGGGCAACCAGCUUGCAGAGAACUGAGAUUUGUCUGGGCUAGCAAUGUCCCCGCUUACAAGAUUUGGGAGUAACUAGUUUUUCUCCUCGGAAACGCUUAGGAGGCUCUGGUUUGCAGUCGACGUUAGCUUGUAGGAAUAGUUUUGUGAGGGUCCAGAAGCCUCCUUGAAUAGCUUACUCAGCUAGCAGGCUAGGUUUGAGGACUGUUCGUUUCUUUCCUGUUAGGACUUGCUUGCUCCUUUGCACCUGGAAACUGUUCACCAGUUCUUACCUUUAGCUGGCUAGCAACGACUGGCAGCUCGCUUACUAUAUACCCCGCAUUUUUUGGAGUAUAUCGUGAGACCAGCUCUUAAAUGACCACCGGCAGGAAUAACCGAGCGAUGAUGGAAGGAGUUGGAGCCAGAGUGGUCCGCGGACCUGACUGGAAGUGGGGGAAGCAGGAUGGUGGAGAGGGACAUGUUGGCACCGUGAGGAGUUUUGAAAGUCCAGAGGAGGUGGUUGUUGUCUGGGAUAACGGGACAGCCGCGAACUACCGCUGCUCAGGAGCGUACGAUGUGAGGAUACUGGACAGUGCUCCAACAGGUAACUUUGCCUUAGCUGGAUCUAUCUAUUUCAUCAAAUCAUUCACUUCCUAUACAAGAAAGCUUCAGUGUCUUCACUUUUAGAGCAAAUAAUGGCCAUUUUCUUGGGCUUUGGAGAAUGCAAGCACAACCAGAUCAUUAAAAGUUACUUGUUGCUGUUCUGCAAAGGAGUAAAAUAGUUGCACUUCUUGUUUUGUUGUAAUUUUAGACAGACAUCUUAUGCUCCACUGCUAGUGCUUGACUGAGUCUUUGAUCACAUGUUUUCACAGAUGCUUAUCACAGACAGUUUUGUGCAAGAUAUGCAAAACAGCUGGAUGUGACUUACAAGAUAUGCGAGACCACAUUUAAGAUAGUAUUCACAUACCAAGAAGUGACUGCAUCUUGUACAUCAAAAGGAAACUACUUCUUUGUAUAGCAAUGGUUCUCAACUGGUGGGUCCCGACCCAAAAGUGGGUCACGAUCUGGAUAGGUCACGAAAGUAAAUAGUUAAUGCGAUUUUUAUUAGAUGUUUGAUUUACUCUGCACACGCAACUUCAGUAGUUGCCGUCCUCAUGUUGUCCCCUUCAUGUGCUCUGAAAUGCACUUUACUCAAUUAAACAAGUGGAUUUAUGUUAAAGAUUAGAGUCUUUUAAAGUUGUUGUUUUUUUAAUACAAAAAUUAGUUUGCUUGGUUUGAAUUCUAUAAAAGUGGGUCGUGACUGGAAAAAUGUGGGUCCCAGAGUGAGACCAGUUGAGAACCACUGCUGUAUAGGAUGUGCUGUGUAGUGUUUGUGUAUGCACAGACAUAAAUAUGUUAUGACCAAGUAAACACUAUUGAGCUUCAUCUCUCUUCACUUGUUGCUGCAUUGCAUGCCAGUACAGUUACACUUCAUGGUAUGUGUUCCACCUGCUCAGUUUACCUCUAUCUGAUGGUGCAGUUGACUCUUUGUUGUAGGUGAAGAUGGUGAUAAGGUGGUGUCUUCAUGAUUAAGCGGAGGGUUUUGUGGUCAAGCAAGUUCGUAAAUGUAAACAAAUAUAUCAGGUUGUAUAUGGACAUGCCCCAACAGCAUAUUUAGGGUCAAAAAUAAAAAAAAGUUGCAGCAAUACACAAUACACUAAAACACACAAUACAGUCAUAAUUUAUUAAUGCUGACAAAACUGCCCCCUCAGGCAUCAAGCAUGAUGGAACCAUGUGUGACACCUGCCGUCAACAACCCAUCAUCGGCAUCCGCUGGAAAUGUGCUGAGUGCACCAAUUAUGACCUCUGCACAACUUGUUACCAUGGAGACAAACAUCACCUGAGACAUCGGUUCUACAGAAUCACCACCCCGGGCAGCGAGAGGUUAGUACAGCCUUUACCUUUACCAUCAUUAUGCCAUAACUCGUACCUACCCCGUGUGUGUGUGUGUGUGUGUGUGUGUGUGUGUGUGUGUGCACGCUUCAGCAUAGACACAGGGUAGCCAGGCAAUCCCUGCUCUUCUUGAUUGUGAUUGGUAAGCCUACCCUUUCACUCCCUUAGUUUGGCUUCAGGUUGCUUUACGUGUAUGUGACAUUUGAGAAGUCUGUUGUGCACCCUGCCUCACAGGCAGACAGAAUCUAUCUCCAUGCACCCAGCCCUCAGUUGCCAGGCAACAACUCAGCCUUGUUAAAAGAUUCUUUCUGACGUUUUUCAAAAUGAUAUUGAUGCAGUGCUUCCUGUUUAUGAAAUUUCAUGAAGCGGUUAAAGUACAUUAAAAGCAGCUUUUUUAAAGAGUAGACCGGAUAAAGGUUUAUUCACUGUCCUGCAAGUUAAUUAGUGUGUAAUAAUAAUAAUAAUAAGAGUAAGAAUAAACACUAUGGACAGAAACAAGCUGUUUUUACUUCAUGUACUUGCAGCAGAAUGCAACAGCCGUCCCCUGAUCUUGAUAGUGCUUCACUUUUCGCCAUAUGUCUGCCACUCAACUACAUAACACUUAGGAAACCUCACUGUGUAUCCUUUUGCUCUUCCAUAGUUGAUGUAAAGCUAUCACCAGUAUAAACAUAUUGCACUUAUUGUGCCAUGUAACCUACACAAACAGAUUUAAGAUCAAAUGUGUGUUACAUUAAAGACAGCGAGGCAACUCUCUGAAGUGUCAACCUUGUUAGAAAGUUGAGCAAAUAUUUUCUUCAUUUCGGGAACUAAAAGUUAACAAAAAAAAUUAACUUAAGCUCAAUUCAGGAAAUCCGAUUCAGAGGUUUUAACAUCACAGAGGGUGUGAAAACACUGGCCUGGAAACAUAACAAGGCGUUUGAACACAUUACAACUAAGCUUACAUGAGGUUGUGUUUGGGUGUGUGUUUGUAUCUACAAGGAGGCGUAAUCGAUGUGUAUCUACCCUCAGGUUAGUAAAAAUUACCUGAAGUCGCAGAAGGGAAACAAUGUUUAAGGUGUGGUGUGUGGGGGCUAGAAAAGUGGUUAUAUCAACUAAUUCAUGUACAGACAGGAAGCUUGUUGAAGGCAGCUGUACUCUGUGCAUUCAUGGAUGUUCAACGCAGAGAUUAAUGUGACUCAUUUGUUUUAGGAAUUUCUUGACGUCAAACCAAUCCCGGAUUUAAUUUUCGGACAUUAAGUGUGUUUUUUUUUAAAUCUUUUAGUGAGUGUGCACGCUCGCUUACACUUGAACCUGUUAUCACAUAGACUGCCAGUGCUGUGAUGAUGUCCCAUCCAUUUUCAGGCCUGUUGCAGCCAAACACAAUAGUUUAGUAAAUGAACACAUGGCCCAACAGCUGGCAGCCUUUUCAACUGGGUACAACUUCAUUUCCCCUGAGACAGACAUUGCAUAAUUGAACAAUAGGUGCUGGAGAUCGCCCCAAUUCACAAUGCUCCGACAGCGAGGUGGAGUGUUUUGUUACACCACAUUAGAUUCUGUCACUAACUGCCGAAGAGGGAGUGGUUAGAGGCCCCAAGCUGUUUGUAUUGGUUAGAUCUACACUGUCCAGCUGCCGUGUCUAGCACCAGGUCUCACACUUUUGCGAGAUGGUUUGAAGCUGUGCUGGAUGUUUUAUUAGCUGUUUGUGCUUUUUUUGUUAAAAUUAUAGCUAACUGGAAUUGAGACUUCAGGUUUCUUCAUCAUGGUGGUGCCAGAUUUUAUUUAAAAAAAAGGCAUUUGCCUAUUUAAGUACUGGUUUGAAAGUCACAUUUGCAGUGCCGUGAUUGGUGGGUAUGAAUGAAAAGGAAGGUGGUUGUCAGUGAAGUGUGACGGUCCUGUUCUUACACAAUAACCUUGUCAUUUGAAAUGUUACGACUUGACACCAACUUUUCAAUGAUACACAUUUCCUUAAAUUUGAUUUUAAAAAUACCUGCAUUUAAAAGACUUACUCGAAAUAAACUUGUUGUUUCAAAUUAACAACAAAGAUCAGAGGUGACCUGUUGCUCACCCGUGUGGCAAGUUUUUCAGCGUCUGUUUGUUUCCCUGUCCUCGAACAUCAGUUUGCUGAAGCAGAGACAGUCGUGGUUGUCGGGCUGAAUGAUAAAGCACUAGAUUAGAUGCUGUUUAAGCCCAAUACAUACAGUGACAUUUUUCAUCUGUAGUGUCGUCUCAGUCUCAUUUGCUGAAAGUAAUUUACGCACCAACUUAAGCAGAGUCAGCAUCAAGAGAAGGCCAGGAAAGGACACCAAGUAGCAUCCCCUCUGCAGUGCAUGUUUGAUAACAGUAGAAUAAAACUGUUACUUGAUUCUUGUCAUCAGAAACCUUUUUAUGGUUUGGUUUGGAUUAAUCUGACUUUGAUUAAAGUUUUGGCCUUGAACUGAAAUAACUGUGUUUUGUUUUUAAACUUUUUUAUCCGAGCAGAGUUCUUUUGGAGUCCCGUCGGAAGUCGAAGAAAAUCACAGCCAGAGGGAUCUUUACUGGUGGCAGGGUGGUGAGAGGAGUGGACUGGCAGUGGGAAGACCAAGAUGGAGGCAAUGGAAGGAGAGGAAAGGUAGGGUAAAAGCCUGCAGACUUCACUCCAAUCCUUCUUUACACCUUAAAGUUAGCCGUUCAGCCUGGAAGACAACAGUUGGUUACUCUGAGGUGCAAACCAAAAUAAGUCCUGCAGUUGGUCAUCCACAAAAAAAAGUUGCUUGAAAAGAUAGUUCUGGUCCUACUUUCUCUUCCUGUUUCUUUUUCAAUAGAAAGAAGUGAAAGAAUUUUUCAGUGAAUUCUUUUUAAUUACGCUGGUGAUGUUGUUCGGUGUGCACAGAUACUGGUUCAUUUUUUCCCCCUGCUACUUGACAAAGUUACAAAAAUGACUAUAAACUUGCCCCUUUAUUUUAUUGCAAAGCUGCAAAAUUAAGUGGAUAAUAAAUCCCUUGAGGUGAGACAGGCUUUAUGAGCUUGCUGGGGGCUAUCAUGAUAAAAUGUGUGCCGCUGAAAUAAGCACCUGUGUGAUGGUCGCAUAAAAAACAAAAUCAAGAAUCUUUAGGGAGGAAAAAACAAACUUGCAUCCAGGAUAUGAGUUAAUCUAAAAUGUGCAGCGGCCUCAAUCAAAACAGGAAAGACUCUGCCUGUACCAACAUGUUAUUAGCAUGGACAUACUGUACUGCAGGCAUGUGGGAACACAAACAGUCCAGACCUAUGGAGCCUAGCUAGCUGAGCACAGUUAAACUGCAGUUUAGAUUUAAUGCCAUCUUGACGUAUACACAGAGAACAACACCUCAGUUGUGAAUCUUUUGACUUCAUAGAUGUAACAUGACUUACCUGUAGCAUAAGCAUAAGAUUUUCCCUGUUGUCUGACCUGAGCAGCCAUAUGAAGCAGAUGUAAUCAGAUGUAGAUGUGGUUUGUUAUUUAGGUACCGAUACAGAGUUCACUAGGAAACCUUUAUUCUCUGCUUUCAUUCUGCUGAUUCCUUUGUAUCUUCACAGAGGCUAUAAACUUCCUUCCUUCCUUGCUGCAGGUUGUACCCGGUAUAAAUACAUCAUUAGAAAGUAAUACAAUGUCUGAUGAGGUUGCAUUUGUUUAGCACAGUCUAUUUAGAUUUAUGCUGUAAAUGUGCUGUAAAGUGCUUGUAUUUUGACUCUGGUCCAGACCCCAGAGUAUUCAAUUUAAGAGUCCCUCGCGGCAAUUUAAGACUUCAUUUUGCUGUGUUAUUUAAUGGCAUAUCUCAUUACUGUUUUAUGAUGCUGUAAGCAAUAUGCUCUCCAGAAAACUGCUAUUGCAUGUCCUGCAGCUUAGAUGUUCCAUUAGUUUAGCAUGAAUAUUACCUCCUAAGGCCCAUUUAUCAAUUACCUCUGUAAAGGGCCUGGAAAUAAUUUAACGAUCUGAUUUCUGUAUUUACUUAAGGCAAAGCGUUUAAUUAAAGAAUUCAUUUACUCCAAUGCUGCUCUUCUCUUGACACUCUUCAGUUUGAUGGAAACGUUGCAGCGCUGCUAGUCUCAAGUGAAAACUCUAAACUUAACGUCCAAAUUUGAAUUGAUUUUCAGUCCCCCCGUCGUAACUCGCUGCAUAUUUAUGCACACAACAAAUAAUAUUCCACGGCUUAGAGGCUUUUCAAACUUUAUUAGCCUAAAUCUACUGGCCAGCUCAGACCACAAAAGUUAGGGAAAGCUUUAGAUAUAGUGUGAUAUGAAAACCACAGAGAGAAAAAUGGGUGAUCUUGAUUUUGGACCAGCAGGUGAAGCACACUGGGGGGUUCAGUGGAACAGAUGCUUAGGUCAUGAAUUAAAUUUUCAGUCCUUUUCUUUUACAAAUUGACCAUUAUUCAUUUAGAUAACUGAUUUAGAAGUAUUUUUAGAAUUAAAGGGUUAGUGACAUUUUUAAAGCAGCUUGGAUGUUUAAAAGAAUCAGAGGUGGUUCGCAGGUGUCUUAUAUAAGUGAAUAUCUACAGUAGGGCCCGACCAAUACGGAUUUUUUGGGGCGGAUGCCGAUGCUGAUACCAAUUAUCAGGGGGGGUCCGAUUACCGAUUCGUCAGACGAUUUUUUUUUUUUUAAUUAUGAAGUUAAAAAAAAUGUAUAUAUAAAUAUAUAUAUAUAUAUAUAUAUAUAUAUAUAUAUAUAUUAGAUAUACUGUAGGCUACUGCUCUUCACGCCGACAGGAAGACCGACUGAUCAAACUCGGACCAGAAAAGCGUUGCCAACUAACCCCCUGCCGAUUGGUACCUCCACGUCUUAACUCACGUUGCAUUUCCAGUCCGGUCUCAUCUGGAGACAUGCAGCUGCCUCAGUAAGAGAAGUAGCUCCAUCAUGUAAUGUGUACUGUUGUUUAUUCUAUACCGUUACUGGCACGGCUAACAGUGUAGCAAGGCUAAUAGCAGAUGGCUAACUCUAACUUUAGCUUGCACAUUACAUGGUGCUUCACUGUUAACUUGCCGUGACCGAGACCAGCACAGCGGGGAACAUCGUGAAGUGGGUUGAACUGAAACUUGUUGACUUAUUGUGUAUUUCACAAACUGGUUUAUUUACCGUUGAGGCGGACCACUCUCCUCCGUGCGUCUCUGAGCUGCCUGCUUCAGAUCCGUCACUCUGCUGGGCUGUGAGGUUGUCGUGAGGUCACUGCGCCAUCUUCAGGAUAAGACGGGGAACUUUUCAAAUGGCGGAACAUUUUCGAAGUGAAACCGAAUCUUAUUCUCCGCAUUUUAUUUCUGAAAAUAUCGGCGGAAAUCAGCGAGUUUUGGCUGAUUACCGAUUACUCUCAAACGGGCUAAAAUUGGCCGAUUUAAUCAGCUCGCCAAUAAAUCGGUCGGGCCCUAUUAUUCAUUUAGAUUACUGAUUUAAAUUGUUUUAAUAACUAAAGAGUUAGCGACAUUUCUAAAGUAUCUUUGGAUGUUUAAAAGAAUCAGAAGCGGUUUGAAGGUGUCUUAUAUAAAUGAAUAUCUACAGCAGUGAUUUCCUGUUCUGUGAAAACAGUGGAAGUUUCCAAGUGUUGUUACAGCAUCAGUUUGAGAUAUGCUUUGAAGUGGUGUGAUGAUAAAUGUUUUUAUUACUAGCUUUUGGCAUUCUGUUCAACCACGACCAGAGUUUGUUUACAGCUCUUGAUUAUGCUUCAGAAAGCUCAUAAAUAAAGCAUCCAAGGAAAUGAAUGCAGGGGACCUUCCUUGUAUGUACAUAUUUGGAUUCCCAGACUCUGAUUUUGAGUUAACUACUCAUUAGCAGAAAAAAGGAUCCCAUCUACUUGCCAUUAAAUGAGGUAUAAUGUUGAAAGUUAGUCGAUCUGAAUUUCAAAGUUCUCACAGGCCCCGUCCGCUGACUCAGGUCAGACUGUGCACCACUGGCCUUUUUCUUUUUGGUGUUGUUUUUUUUUUUGUCUGAGAUAACAACACAGUAAUGGUUACAGAAAUUUAAUUAAAAGAUUCUUUGAGAUUACACAACAAUCCUCCAAUGAUUUUAAAGAGGGUAACAUUUGAGGUUUUAGUAUUGACUUUAGGAUUGCAAACCGGAGAGAAUUAAAACAAAUUUUAAUUGUGAUCCAGAGAAUGAAAACUGCAGUCUCAUCUGUUCUUGAUGAGUUUUUUCUGAAGUAAGGAAUUUGAUUUAUUUUCAUAGAUAAAAAUUGGUUGCUUUUUUGCUUCGUAACAACUUCCUUUAUUUGUCAACAACUUUUUGCAUCCAUCAAAUGCACAACCACUCGUAAUGUCAGAAAAAUUGCACAUGGUAGAAUUACUGAAAGUCAUGGCAGACAUCAUGCUUUUCGUAUAUCUUCUCUGUUUUCCUCAUCAUGCUCUUCCUCCUCCUCCUCAGGUGACAGAGAUCCAGGACUGGAGUGCAGCCAGCCCUCACAGCGCUGCCUACGUUCUGUGGGACAAUGGGGCCAAGAACCUGUACAGAGUUGGCUUUGAGGGGAUGGUGAGCGAACUUCCAGCCUGACCCUCACGCUCAGACCCUCCCUCACACACAAACGCACACACCGAGUCUCACAAAAGAUCAGCUGUCCGAUGGCUUUUGUGUCUGACCGCGGGGCCGAGACUCUUUCUUUAGCUGCCAGGCCUUUGUGGGAGCCACGCAGCCAGCAUGAGUAAGGCACUAUUGUAAAGGCAGCUGGAAGGGGAAGGUAUCUGCAUGAUAAAGGCAAGCUGUUCUUUCUGCUUCUUCGGGGGAGAGAGUGAACAUGGAGGUCAACUUUAGAGGAGGGGGACAUUCUCUUAGGCUUGUGGCAGGGGCCGCUAUACACGCGUCUCAAAUGAAAACGCUUCCUCCCCAUUGGUGGAGACUGCCCUUGCCUUCUAUGAAAGGAGCCAAUCAGGUUUUCUGGGUUUCCUAACAGAUUCGCCCUUUGUCAUACCAAGAGGGUAAUGUUAUGUAGAUGCCAUUCGCCUCUAGAUUAAGUAAAUCAUGGCUGAGACCACCUAUCUUGACUGGUUUAUUUCUGCUGUCUUUUAUUUAGACCGUGAUCAAAUCCUCCAAACGACAGAUGAGUUAUUCGAAUGCAGCAUGAGGGGACGACACCUUUCCCUGUAUAGUAGUGUCUGCUUUUUGCUCCUAGAGAAAUUAAAUCAUAAGUUUUCUCUUGCCUGGAUAUAGGAGCGCAGACCCGGGUUAUUAAUUUGUUUAGACUUGUUGUAGUCAGGACUUAAGUGCUCCAUCAGUUCUCAGGAAUGUUUGCUCUGCCUCGCGAUCAUCACUGCCCUCUAACUCUGCCACAGUAGCUGCACAUCUGAGUCAUCACAAAUGAUACAAAGCUCCCUCUCUGUAGCAAUGUAGUCUUUCAUUGUCCUGCCUCAGCCUCAGGGUGCAGAUAUUGAAGGGAACUACACUGACGCUACAGCUUAGAGUGUGUACACUCUCAGUUUCAUUAUUCAUGAUCAUUGUUCUCCUCCACUAAUGAAAUUACCCUUGGUAAUUAUCUAACCACUUCCCUCUUGUCUCUCUCAGUCGGAUCUGAAAUGUGUCCAGGAUGCCAAAGGAGGCUCUUUUUACAGAGACCACUGUCCUGUUUUAGGUAAGUAAGCCGCUGAUCUGUGUCCACCGUCAUUAUUGCACCAAUUCUUUCACCUAUCGUUCUGGUGCAGUGAAUUCAAGGGCAUUAGGGGAAUUUAACUUGCAGUUAGUUCAGCUCAGCCACUAGAUGGCAGCACCACAUAGUCACUUGGCUCCCCAACUGGGUACAGAGUCAGGUCAUGCAGUUACAGUAGUCCAGUACAUUACAGUAUUUAUUCUCCUGUUUCUUUUUUAAUGAAAAUCAUUUUUUGAACACCCUUUAAGUGUUAUUUUUAAUUAAUUUAAAUGACCUUUAUACACGUGUAAAUAAAGUUUUAAUGAGUGAAACCUCAAUUUAAAUAAGUUUCCCUGUUUUUUUCCCUAGGUGAACAAAAUGGCAACAGAAAUCCCGGUGGUCUUCAGAUUGGAGAUCUGGUCAACAUUGACCUAGACCUUGAAAUCGUUCAGUCCCUACAACACGGCCACGGCGGGUGGACUGACGGCAUGUUCGAGACGCUUACCACCACCGGCACAGUUUGCGGUAUUGACGAGGAUCACGAUAUUGUCGUUCAGUACCCCAGUGGGAACAGGUGAGCUCUAAAAUGUGCUGGCUCAGAACUGUUGGCUCACAAUGAAUCAGCAAAGCCUCCAUAUAUUGAGUCUUUUUUAUCGCCCUUUUCACCUCAGUUUUACCCCAAACCACCACAAAUUUCUUUUUAUAACAUCACUGUAAAAUAUAUUUACGGCUUGUUAAACGUAUGAAUCGAGAGCUUUUUGAAAUCUGUGGUCAGUUUGUAGUAAAGAUGUAUAAAGAAUUGGAGCCUCUAAAAAUCAAACCUUUGUAAUUGUCCAUCUUAACUGUGAAUUAUCAGUCCGCUGUUAGUAUUCAGAAACUUAUCCUCACCAUUCAUAUGUGCACAGUUGAAAUAACUGCCGUAAUUUUACACCAUUUUACUGUAGCUUGUAAAUCCUUUGACUUUAUUCUUGGCCAAGGGUCCUUUAUAAUGAACUGUGAGCGCUUCACUUUGAAACCCUGCGUUUAUGUCUGUAUCUUCAGGUGGACAUUCAACCCUGCAGUGCUGACGAAGGCCAACGUAGUGCGCAGCGGUGAGGUAGCAGCCGGCGCAGAGGGAGGCAGUUCCCAGUUCCUAGUGGGAGACCUGGUUCAGAUUUGCUACGACAUUGACCGCAUCAAGCUGCUGCAAAGAGGCCACGGAGAGUGGGCUGAGGCCAUGCUGCCUGUAAGAGUCUGAAUGAUGUUGACGUUUCUUAAAUCUGCCACUUGUUUUAAUGUUUUUAGGGGUUUAUGAUCGCAAAUAGAUAUCUGGGAGCAAUAAUUUUCAACUGAUUUUCAAAAGUUGAUUCUGAAUAGUUUAAAAGGAUGUGUCUGUGUGUUUUAAUCAAAUUAAUCUGCGAAGUACAAAUUCAAAUUAAAACAGCCCAGACGAUUGCAGCUGUAAAUAUAUCCAAGCACCAAUAUGUCUGAAUAUUUCAACUUCUACAACCAAACAGUUUCACUUCAACCAAACAAAGAUCUUGUUAUUUAUAUUAGUUGAAAAUCCAGGACAUUUUUGGGUUGUUAAUUAGGUUUUUGUGCUUGUAGGACCGAUAAUUUCUGUGCAAAUGGCUUCCACAAAUCAAGCCCCAUCCGUCUCGCUCUGUAACUCGCUUUUACCAUCACACGUAGCGGUGCCUGUCCUUUAUUUGCUCUAAAGAGGUAACAGCUGUCAGUACACGCAGAGAAAUGAGUCCCCCCUCUUAACAGACUAUGACUCUGCUUCAGUCUCAUUUUUUUUUCCCGAGCAUUUUUUUCCAGUCUCGACACAAUUUUAUUCUUCCCUUAUUACAUAGUUUAUUCAUUGCUGCCCAGCAUGCCUCAGGUUAUGUAACGCCGGUCUACUCCAAUAUGCCACUUGUCCCUGCCAAACUGGCCCCCCUCAGCAGCUAAUGAGCCUUAAAACCCUGAGAUGGGUUGCAGCUUUGAUCACUAACCACGGCUGUUUGCCGCCCGCCGCUGCUCCUACUGCAGCAGUCCCCGUUAUUGAUGGCAUCCUCCAGGACAGCCCCGGACCCCGCUCGACACACUCAGAGUGCCUCUUUCUCAUAUAGCCGGGACCGAGAUGAUAUGAUUCAAAAUUGGAAAGCAUUUUGCUCUGUCCUCUCUGUAUUGCCUUUUUAGAUGAAAAAUAGCCUAGUCAGAAGAGGGGUCUCUUUCUUUUAUAUCCAUCUUCUUUUGUGCGCAAGUAAAUGUGCCCUGAAUAAUGAGAACGCGGCUUUUAUCUGUAAUAUUUAGUUUUAUAUUGUAGUCAGUUUUUCAUUUUUGCAACCAUCUUUGUUUCUGCUCAGUGUAGAACAAUUGUUUUCUUGGGCUGGUAUUGUUUCCAUUUUAUCGUUUCCUCCACUCUCUUAUUUUUCUGCUGCUCCUAACAAUCUCUCUCCGUCUUCACUAUGCCUCUUACAGGCUCUGUUACACAGCCCCAAAACAGCCCUUCAUACACUAAUGAAUUUGUCCCAACAUUUAUCAACAGACCCUAGGCAAGGUGGGCCGUGUGCAGCAGAUCUACUCUGACAGUGACCUGAAGGUCGAGGUUUGUGGAACCUCUUGGACGUACAAUCCUGCCGCUGUCACAAAGAUUGCCCCCUCCGGCUCUGCUGUCAGCAACGCUUCUGGAGGUCCGUACGAACACCCAGUACCAACAUAAAGAAAGUGUCAUCUUUGUUGUUCGCCUUUCUCUGACAUUUGCAUCCCGUAACUAUUUGAUGUUGUCUCUAUUUUGUCCAGAGCGUCUUUCUCAGUUGCUGAAAAAACUAUUUGAGACACAAGAAUCCGGAGAUAUUAAUGAGGAGCUGGUCAAAGCUGCAGCCAAUGGAGACCUGGCAAAGGUGGAGGACAUCCUUAAGAGACCUGAUGUUGAUGUAAGUGUUUAAAAUUGUCCCAUAAUACGGCUGCUGCGUUUCUAGAUAGAUUUUUGGAGAUCACCAGGAUAUUUCACCAUUAGAUUCCUUCAAAAGAUCUAAGUAGAUUGAUAAUUGGAGGUGGUAUAGCUCUGGCUGUGCUCUGCUCUGCUCGCAGUCUAUUGAAGGGGCUGAGAGUCUCCUAGGAGGGAGCUCUGAGAUCCUCCCACUCCUGCACCUCUCUCAAUCUGAAAAGCAUUAAGGCCGGGCCCAGAGGAGACACCAGGGAGCAUUGGUGUGCACUGCAGCACAGACCCGAUUCACUCUUCGAAUCAAGCUGAGAUCUACAAACCCCAUACGGCAGCACAUUGUGUUCUGACACAGGCCACAGGCCGGGGAAAACACCCCGUUUGCCAUAGGACAGGAGCCUGUGCUCUGCAUUGGUUAUGAGAACGAGCUAUGUCAAGUCUGCAAUACUGUCGUCACUCAGAGAGCAAGAGAGUGAAUGAGUGUGUGUGUGUGUUUUCGUGUGUGUGUCUCAGUGGUGAAGGCUGGCCAGAUGCCCUACUGCCUUUCAGUGGAAUUAUUUGCUUAAAGCUGAGCACACUGAGCUUGGCCAAGUGAUCCGCCAGCUAGGACAAGAGACGACUCGAGACUCCCAAAGGACUCCACAUUAAUAUUCAUGCUCUUAGUUUUUGCAAUGCCGCAGUUGGUGAUGAAACAUGCACACCCAGCCAUGCGCGCACACACACAUACGGACGCUUUAACACACCCUCGCAAAUCUCUUAGCCCCUCAGGUGGACAGCUAAUUCAUUUGAGGCAUAUCUAAUCUUAAACAUGACACGACUCGCAUUCAUAUUCACACUUUGCCUCCUGAUGUGUUUACAGGUGAACGGGCAGUGUGCUGGACACACCGCGAUGCAGGCAGCCAGUCAGAAUGGACACGUGGACGUCCUCAAGCUGCUGCUCAAACACAAUGUGGACCUUGAAGCCGAGGUUUGAAAUCCUUUUAACGUUUCGCAAAUGCGUCCAAGUCUACCCAAGUGUAGAAAUCCACCAAUGGACACAAAGCAAAUGUCUAAUCAUCAUGCGGGUGUGUCCCUGUACAGGACAAAGAUGGAGACCGGGCAGUGCACCAUGCAGCCUUUGGUGAUGAGGGCUCUGUCAUUGAGGUGCUGCAGAGGGGCGGUGCUGACUUGAAUGCCAGGAACAAGCGAAGGCAGACUCCAUUACACAUAGCUGUUAACAAGGGCCAUCUGCAGGUGGUCAAAACCCUGCUGGACUUUGGCUGCCACCCCAGCCUCCAGGUAUCUAUCCCUUAGUUAUCAUGUGAAUGUUAAAUGCAUAGGCUUUAACAGAUGAUGCAGACUGGGAUGUAUUCGGUCUGUUUAAACAUCUUUUAAUACGCGUCUUUGUUGGAGGUGUAUUUACGACUACACAGGGAAGAGAGUUCUCUUUAAGCAGGCUUUGACAGAUUAGAAAGAGAGUGGCGAGUAACACAAGAUUGUCAUUUCAGGAUUCAGAAGGGGACACACCCCUGCAUGAUGCUAUAAGCAAGAAGAGAGAUGACAUGCUGUCUGUGCUGCUGGAGGCAGGUGCUGAUGUCACCAUAACCAACAAUAACGGCUUCAAUGCUUUGCAUCACGCUGCCCUGCGAGGAAACCCCAGGUAUGGAGCACUACCCUGCUCAUGCUAACUAUUACCCCUAUUUGGUGUCUCGAGGAUAUCAGGGCGCGUUAAAGUGGAAUUGUGCUUGAGAUCCAAACGAAAGGCUUUUAGGGAGACCUGAGGUAGGACCGGGUGAAAUGACCUAGUGCUUAAAUCUUCAAUUCAGAUUGAUUUCCUCUGUGAUUGAUUUUUCUUUUUCCUCUAGAGGAAUAACCGACAAAUGACAAAGAAAUGUCUCGAAACGGGAUUUCAGUCACAGGGCGAUUGGUUCGUCUUGGUAGUCGUCAGGGAAGUAAGCUGUUUGGAGGCAGAAAUGUUGCAAAGCUUAGUUGUCGUUGACAAAAUGCACUGUCAAGCUCAUGUAAGGGCUAAGGCAUAGUUUGACUGGACUGUAUGUCUGCUGGAGUGAAAUUAAACAACAUGCCCUUGAGCCAUACUGGGAAUGUUUUUUACAUGUUCAGUUGCAGGGAUGAGGCACAACAGCUCCAGUUAAAUACUUUUGGCUUGUUAGUUUUGAGUUUUAAGGAUGUGGUCGAAGUCAGGUUUUUCUGCUGCACACAUUUACACUAUGUCUUUGGUGAUAUACAACAUGACUGCAUCAGUGUUGGCUUUCUUGUGCCCCUUUCUUGUCAUACACAACACAAUCAGAAGUAAUUCUGCUAAUGUUGGCUGCUUUGUCGCAGAUAUUCGUGGGCUUUAGCAGUCUUAUGUGUCUUGUCAUGAGACGCAUUUGUGUCUUUCAGCUAUUUACCGCUUUUUAAGAUAUUGUGAUGUAUUUGUCAAGCUGCUACCUUGAGCUGCAGUGGCCUUUAAACAAUGUUUGUGAUCUUUUUACACCGUUUUUUUUUUCAGUUUUUGUUGUGUGUCUCUCUGUAGGAAGUAAAUUGAUAGAGGGAGUGAAUGAACUUUGAGGGCCCAGAGCAGUGAAGGAAGUUAAAGUGAAAAUCUAGAUUUAUAUUAUUUUAAAAGCAUCCUAAACCUGAAGUAUGAACUGAUCUAUAAAAAUGAUUUAUCACCUAGCCCUAGCCUAAGGUUGAUUCAGACAUGCUAAAUCUAAACUCUUAUUACCAUAUCAUGUCUUUCUAAGCAUCGUAGACUCCUGGUUUAAAAUCAGUCUGAGAGAGGAGUGAAGCUUUAUCCCUUAAAUUAGAAUCUGACAUAUUUUUUUUUGUCUGUGUCUUAAUUUCAUUAAAAAGCUUUAUCGAAACUUUGAGAACGUUGGUCAAAUCUAUAACCGCCGCACUUGAUUUUCAGCGUCUUAGCAGCCAGACGACACAGGCCAUGGCAGAAUUACUAAUCUGUGACCACUAAUCCGUUGCUUAAUCAUCCUCCUUUGGAAUGACAAAUUUGGGCUUACUACCUACAGGUCUAAACCAGGAGACAGACUCAGUUUAAUCAUGAAUACAAACAAAACUCACAAAUUUAAUUAACUGGCAAAAGAUCCUAUUGAGGCAUCAGCAUUAUAUAUAAAACAUGCAAAAUUUAGAUUUGAUUUUAUAAACUGUAGUGCAGAUAGAAAGUAAUGGUCACCUAUGGCUUAUGAUUGCAGUAUAUUUAAAUGUUCUUAGGAAACGUGAACACCUUUAGAUCAAUAAGAUUAAUCAACUUCUUGUCUAUAAUAUUUGUCCUUUAAUUUUUUGAUCUAAAAUAAAUUUACUGCUUAAAUUCGUCCACAGAUUCCACUUAAACAGAAACUUAAAGUAUUUUAGAGCCUUAAAACAUGGAGCGGUUCAGUUGAAGCACCUCAGUGAUCUCAUUCUGUGUUGCAAUAAAAAUGUACUUUGGAGUCACUAUUUAGUUUGACAUUGAUUGAAGUUAAAAGCAGGCCUAUAGGCUUCAUCCAUUUCCCUAACAGAUGGCGUGGUCUCAAGUUGACAUUAUGCUACCUUUGAGGCCUUGAAAGCAUCUGUCUCGUGUUUAUUUCUUUUAUUAUUGAAGCUAAUAGCCCUUGAAAUUCAUUUGUUGUUUGUUUUUACUGUUAUUGUGGUCCAUCACCGUGUGUUGAAAGCACAAGCUGGCCCGAAGCGGUCGGCCUGUGCAUCAGUUGCCCCGUCCUUUGAUCAUAGCGAUUUUGUGAGUCUCUUCUCCACUCUCUGGCAGUUUUUAUUCGUCUUUCUCAACCAUAUUAAUAAUAGUCCAGUAAGACAGCAAUCUGUAUCAGGUGGAUCAGCCCAGUGUGUCUUCAGCUGAUGGACAUAGCGUUACAGGGUCAGAGUUUUAGACUGGAGCCAUUUCUAGAAAAAGUUAAUAGCUGCUUGUUGUGCUGAGCGCUCUGGGUGUGUAAAUGUCUGCGCAUGAACAUGGUUAUCCUAGGCGAAAUGUCAUUCCCCUUCACUGGCAUUCAUUCUUUUGGCAUUGGGACAAAUGGAAUUGAGGUCAGAGAGCUGUGGAGCACCUGCCACCUGCCACAAGCAUGGUCAGACUCAGCCCUCCACCUCUAUGGCACACACUGCAGAAUGGAUUGUCUGAAAAUCAGUGGCUGUUUCCUGUGCGGUUUACUGAUCGGUUGAUCCGCUGAUUGGUUUAGACAUUAAAGUAAUUACAUUCAUUUACAGAGCGGUGUUUAUCCUGGCAGGUGCCUAGUAGUCUUCAUCAAAUUGUGUUUGCGAAUAAGUGAAAUAAAUCUACAGAUGGUGAUGUGAAAUUUUCUGUUUCCUAAAAUAAAUGGGAAAAAAACGAGACAAAAUUAUGACGAUAAAAAAUAAACUAAUCGAAGCUCAAAUGAAAGUCUUGAGGUGGUAAUAAAACAUGAAUUUAAAAAGAAUACAUGUCAAUAAAGCAGAGCAUAAUAAUCAUUCUACUUAAGUAACACUUCAUUUACCUUCAUGACCAUUUACUUGAGCAGAAGUAAAACUACCAGCUUGUUUGUCAACUUCAGUAAGAGUAAAAGUACUUUAUUUUUUAUCAUUACUGUUCACUCACUUUUAGCCCACGCCUGUUGGGUUUGAAGGAAUAAGAUACACCACCCAAAUUUUGUGGGACUGCAUCCUUCCAAACUUGUUGUGGUAAUAUAAUCAACAGCAUUAAUAAGUGGAGUGAUUUUGACUCAGCACAUAUCCAGAGUGAAACUGUUAAAAAGCUUUGCAGCAUCUUGUGUCAAGAUUGCAGUUUGCAGAUGAUUCUUGCACACCUUCAGUCAUGACUUUCUGUGUAGAGAGGACUGUUAAUACGGGACAAACAUAAAGGCCUUAUUGACUGUAAUGAGUAAAAAUGGCCGCCGGUGCAGCAGGCACAAUAUUCUUGAUAAAUGCCUCGAACAAGCUCAUUUUUACUCAGACAGGAGUUCUUAAAAAUGUCGCAAAAUAAAACACACUCCACUGAAACUAUCUUAGUUAAAGUUGUUGUAAAAAGUACAAGUUCUCAAAAAAACUGCAUAGUUAUGAGUAAAUGUUAUUGGUCAUUUUCCACCCCUGAUAAUUGUAAAGACAGUUAAAGCAAAAAACAAGUCAUUACAAACCUUUUCACAUCAUUUAAAAUAAAAAAAGAAAAAUAGCUUGACUGCUCUGUCUCCUUUCAGCAGGAUUUUUAACAGCUGAUAAUCUCUUAAACUCUAAUGUAACUUUAUUUUAUAGAUAGUUUUUUUUCACCAAUUCAAAUAUCAUUUAAAUUUCAUUAAAGAGUAUACAUUUCUAAAUAUCACACACACACACACUCACACACUUACAAAACUGGCCACACAGUCGGCGUUUAAGCUUUACAGACAGGAAGAAAAAAGCAAAAAAAAAUACAAAGCAGCUUCAUUGUCUUUUAUUCUACAGCUUUAAAACUUUAUUGAAUAAUAGUCGACUUAUUAAGGAGAGGUCACACACUGUUAGAAAAUUGCUUGCAUCGUAAAUAUUAAAAUGCAGUGUGUGUGUAUGUGUGUGUGUGUGUGUGUGUAAUGCGUUUAUGUAAACCAGGACUCGGAAUACAAAGGCGCAGAAAGCUGCUGUAGGACUCAUUGAUUAAGUGGCGAAAAGUGCACAGUACAGUAUUUUCUGUAUCAGGGCCCUUGUUACGUUGUGUGCAUGGGGUGUGUGUGUUUUGUGUGUAAGUGUGUGUUCCUCACUGCAGUCCACUCUCUGUCCCUUUGCCUUCAGAGAAACGAAGAUAUAUGUCGCCUUCUCCAGUCUGCCCAUUUACUUUUAUUUCACACUCGAGCUCCCGCAAUAUCAGGGAGACAGUCCACGAGUCCUAAAGCCCUCGAAAAUCUCUCCCCUGGUUGAAGUGAAAGUACCUUGUCUGGUGUGUUUUUAGUCGAAAGGCGGCUGUUUCAGUCGAGUGCUUAGAGGAAUUCCUGCUAUAACAUCAUACUCCUAAAAAGUACCUGCGAUUAUCGUCACGAUGAAGAGCUUAGAGUUGAAAGUUGAUCACAGAAGGGCUCUGAAUAAUAUUGAAAGUCCGCCCCUCUCGUUGUUAUAAAUCAUUAUUAUUCCUGAUAGCGGGCCCACUCUCCUCUCAACUUGUGUUUAGAUUCAGCCGCAGCACAGAACGUUCUGCAAUAAAACAAGUUAAACAAGUCUUAUCCUUCAUUUCUCAUCAAAACUAAUACAAAAAGAAAAGCCGUAAAUACUUUCUGCUUUCUAACGCCUUCUCUAGCUUUUUGAUUCAAGUAGAGAGUGUGACAGAGACCCCGGUGUGUGUGCGCGUGUGUGUGUUCGUGUGUAAUUUGUGUUCUGUGGCUGGGUGGGUCUUCCAGCAGUGGAAAGAAGAUUGAGGAAGACUCACAGGAAGAACCCUGUGGGUGACAGAUGAUUCUUUCAACUCUGAGUCCCAAAUACAGAGACAAAUCAACUCUACCAUCAGGGGGGCAGCAGGGACUGGGGAGUUUUACAAUAUUUCACCUCGUUCAUUACACACACACACACACACUCACCCACACACACAUACUCGGCGACAGAGUGUGAAGGUAUUUCCUCAUAAAUUAGGCCUUGUUGUUAACUUUUACAAUUGCUAGUAAAUUGAAAGUGCUCUUAUAACCUGUAGUAACGCGUUAAGGGCAGGAUUUUUUCGGACAUCCACAUCGUGUGUUCUCUCUGUGUUUCCCACUGCCUUGGCCUUGCCAGGAGAGCCUGGUUUGUGUCUUUUCCUCGGGCCGCUCAAAGCCAGUAGCUGCUACAAUACUGUAAACAAUACGAUUAAUAGCCCAUGACUCAUAAAAGAGCCCCAAACAAGCCCUGCAGCAGCGCUCUGUACCUUUCUUUCUGUGUCACCUCCUCGUAAUAUUUGCCCUCCUCGUGUAGUGCUCCGCUUUCUUUUAAUGCGGGUGAUACACAGGUAAGCCCUGUAUGAUAAUUAUAACACCUGAGUGGAGAGAAAGUCCUGUUAGUAAUGUGCUCUAAAAUGCAGAAUCACAAUUAAUUGAAUAAAUUGGGUCAAAUGUUUGCAUUUAGAAAGACUCUACACUAUGUUCACAUUGUAGGUGGUUGCCAUUAAUUGAAUUACAAUUUUGUCACUCAGUUCAAACUAGUUUCAACAAGAUUGACUCAAAAUCGAGUAAGCUUGGUCCUCUUAUAUAUCCCCCUUUAUGUCAUGGUUAUGGUUAAAAGUAAAAUUUAAACUUAAGCUCAGAGAAAAAAUAAAAUCAGGAAUAAUUUUCAGUCAUCAGAAUCUGAUUUGUCUCUACAAGGAAAUAAGAAAAAGAAAUAUGUGCUUCGAGUGAGGAGCAGAAUUUAAAUGUAUUUCUAAAUACCUCAGACACAUCCCCCAAAUGAGUGUAAGAAAUCAGCAGAAUAAGAUUGACUUUGUUAUAAGAUUUUCAGGGAACUGAUCUAAUUAUGUUCAUUUUCUCAGAGUUUGGUGUAAAGUUUCAAAUUAAAAAGCUACGCAGCAGGAUCAGGGCUACCGAAUGACCGUUGUCUUUGCUAAAUAAAAGAAGAGACGGAAAAGGAGUGAUUGAAAAAGAAAGGUGUGCAGGUGAUGCAGUGUGUGUGAAUGCAGUUUGGAUCUGCCAGCCCCCCGUUCUGCAGUAAGAAGCGAAUGAGUGAGAAUGUAACUGUCCGCUCCUGUGAUUUGUGCGCUCAGCUUCUGUCCUCUAGAGCAUCUGGCUCCCAUCUACCCCAGCUUGUCUAACAUCCCUGCAAGAGGCUUCAGGGAAAGGAGGCCAAAGAUUCUGAGUUUGUUUGUGCGCAUGCUGCAGUCUAUAAACGACUAUCCUCUCUCUGCUCCCCCCUUUUUUUUUUGUUUGCUGCACUUUUAUUUUGCCGUUUCUUCUGAGUCGCUGUCGUACUCUGUAAAGCCGCAUUAACGUCCCCCCCCUUUAUUUAUUCUUUUGUCACUCCCACCCAGAGCGUGAUUGACCGUUAGUAUCCUGUGUCAGUCAGUUAAGGAGGUGUCCAAGCAAGACAGCCGCACAUUCUCACAGAGGCAUGUGAGUGCUGUGUUUCUGAAAUAGCCCACGCUGCAUGUCUACCCUCCCCUGCUAUUUUUGAACCAGCCAUUGAUAGUGUGGUCAGAAUAUCAAUUCCGCUGAAGGCAGAGAGGUAACACUCAGUCAGAAAAGUGGACGACGGCAAAGUUUUGAAGCGCAGAUUUGUGUCUUUAUUCAUCAAAAAAUAAGACAUUGAACAUAAAAGUCACUGCUGAACAGUCCAGAUGUUGUAGGUAGAAGAAAAGCCAUGAGCCAGUCAUCAUCAAGAAGAAAGCUGCUGUCAUUACAGUGAUUGAAGACAUCAAAGCAGAAGGAGCUCCUGUAGUCAUCAAAGCAUAGCUACAGCUGGUUGAAGGGGACCAAAUCCAUUCAAGAGGUGAUUUGGUUCCAUUUUACCAGCUUUAGCAAAGCAUUGUGGAAUCACUGUUUGAGAAGCAGACACGGAAACUGCAAAGAGGCACUGAGCAGAGAAAAGACCAUGUUACAAUGAAACAUGAAAACAUGGCUCAUCACACCGUUCUCUUCACAACUAGUUAAAAAAGUACACUGCUGGUUUUCCUCUGGCCCGUUCACCUUCACCCACUCUGCAAGACACACAAGUACAGUCAGCACAGUACACCCCAUUUCCCACAACACCAUAACAAAUAGGUACAGUUGAUCAACCUUACCUAACUUUCUCCUUCCCUGCCUCCCAGGCAGCCUAUUUAUCCUCCUCGCUAUCUUUUUAAGUUUUAUGUUGCCCCCCUCCCCGAGAGUGAGAGAAAUUGUUCCCUGAGAAAAGGAUAAUAAUAAUCUGUGGCAGUGCACUUGAGUCAAAUGUCCUGGAGUCAUGAAGCAAUUACAGCCUCUGACAGAUGGGCCCUGCUGCAAGCACGCUGCUGCCGCGGUCAUCGAGACGGCCAACAGACUAACGCAGAGGCAUAACCACAUACACAGGCUCGCUCACUCAUGUUCCUACAGCAGCACUCUGGGGUGUCAAGUCACAACAUUAAUUUAAACCAGUCAUUUAAGUCCCAGAGACUGAUUUGUCGUGUGGAGAGAAGUGUUUGAACAGUGACUGAGGGCAGAUUAUUUUAUGUCUCUCUCAGGGCUCGACACUAGUACAAUAUUGUAACGUUUUCAGCUAAACAUCCACCCCUUUUCCCGAUACAAAAGUGAUCACAGUAACACCUGCACUAAAGAAAAUCCUCGGGCUGUUCUCCUGUAAAUGAGGCACACAUAAGAUCAGAAACAUUUCUGCUUGUAGAGCAAAAACAAAACACAAACCCAACUUGAUAACACCAUAUGGUGAAGUCAUGUAAAUGUCUGUUUUCACCCAUACAGCUGCAGUAAUCACUUUUUUUAAAACUAGCAAUUUACGUAUUAGGCAAGUAUGCUACUUCCAAAAAGUUGUCAAGAUACAAUUAGGUGAGGUUUAUUCGGCCUUUAUUUAGCUUUCACUUUUAAUCAGCUGUUAUAGUUAUUGACUCCUACUGCCAGGCUAAAAAUGAGCUUCUCAGAGUGGCCGGCGACAGCUGAGCGAUAUACAGCACUGCUUGUAGACAGGAAGGAGUUCAACACAGGGCCAGCUUGAUAUGGCACACCAGAGGCAGGUCUAUUUGUAACAUACACAUGCACAUUAAUGCUUGCGCAUGAACACACACACACAGUCUCUCUCCGUCACUCAGAGUCAGGUGGCCGGGCGGCUCACCUCGUCUAAGGGCCAUAACAGGGCAAAAGCAAGGGGGGACGACAGGCAGCGAGCAUUUGAUAAUGUCAGCAUCUGCUGUGUUUGUCACUCAGACACCAGGUCAAUGCUAUUGAGGGCCUGGGAGAAACAUGCAGUGCAAGCCAUGCACUCUGAUGGCUUGACAGAAAAGAGAGCUAGACAGACAGAAUAUCAUAUGGGCUCGAUACAUCAAGCUGGGACGAGUAAAACUUUAAAAUGUAAAUUAAUUCUAAUAGUUUGCUCAAUCAUAAAGAAAAAUCUAUUUUGGAUCUGGGCUGAGUGUCCUUUUUUUUACAGCUCUGCAGUUUUGCUAAUGUCUAAUUUAAAACUGAUUUGUUUCCAUGUAGAAGCAGUUUUAAGUCUUUAGUUUAAACUUUGGAUUGUUAAAGAGCAGAAUUUAAGAUUUAAGAGAAUAUCUUUCGAUUUCUUUUGCACACAUCAAAUACAGACUGGAAGAAUGUCAGAUGAAUUUAAAAGCUACGAGGUUUUUGAAUAUUCAGGAUUUAAACACUCAUAAACCCGAGUUAAAAGACAGCUGUGUUCGCGCUGAUACCGGUCAUGUCACCACAUCUCAGUCAAUACAAUACACUCACGAGGAACAGAGUCAUCAGUCAGAAACUCGGCCUAUUAUUUCGUCUCUAAAUGUCCUGUAUUUCAUUAGAAAAGAGCUGCCAUACUACCAAGGUGCACCUACGCUUUGUCAUUGCUCCACUGCGGGAGAAAUUUGUGGGCACAGCUACAGCCCAUGCUGCAGCCUCCACCAACUCUGUAAUUUAGAUAACUAAAUCUAAUUUAGCUAAAGCGCAUUCACUAUAUGCAGGCACUGUUUAGCGUAAUAGGUUAAUAAGUCAACAAAGGUUUACUGUUCGGAGUGUGCUGUUUUAGUUGUGUAUUAGGUAUUACUCAGCCUCUAAACAUCGAAUUUGAUCGUCAUACCGCAGAUAGUUAUUGUAGCACAUAAACAGGAUAUUAACCUGCAUAAUUAUCUAUGUUAAGUUCAUUUAUAAUAUCUUACACAUACUUUUUUGAACUGUCGCCUAAAUGCAGUGGAAAGAAAAUCUGUGGUGCGGCUGUGGCUCUGCAUUAGAGGGGUUUACAGAGAGGCAGACCUGAACUAAAACUGGUACAAGCUUUGUCUAUGAUCCAAGCACAGGCCAGAGAGGGGGGUCAGAAUAGGUGACAGUGCUUGAUAUGAAUAGCUCGCCGUGCAAACUUCUCCCCACCUCUCUCUCCCCCCUCCCUUCAUUUCUCUCUGCGCCCCUCUCCAUAUUCUGUUGCCCUCUUUUUUUUUUUUGUUUGAAGCAGUCAACAAUUGGAAUCAGCUGACAGGCCAGAGUUGACUCUGAUCCUGCAUUGUCACUUUUUGAUGGUCUAAUCUGACUGCCAUGCGGCCCAGCAAAGCAUUUGGCAAGCAUAGCAAACGUGAACAAUGAGAGCAGGAAUCAGGGAAAGGGAGGGGAGGGGAGCACGGGGCAGCUGGGUUGAUGUGGGCUAGGGGUGCGGAUAAGGGCAACGGCAUAAAGGGGUGGGUAGUCAUGGUUAAACACACAAGAUUGUUAGCACGGAAGCCAUACGAUACAGCAGUAGGACAGAGCCAGUUUGUGACAGCAGCAGCAGCAGCAGCAGCAACCUCAGUGCCUCUUCAUUCUGCCUCCUCAGCAACUAUGUCCUGCUCUUUCGGUUGCAUGUAAAAAAAAAAAAAAAGAAAGAAAGAAAGAAACAAUGGCAGAGUUUCGGUCUAAUUCACCUGGCUCUCCUUUCUCCUUGAGCCAUGAGGGAGCACUGGAAAAGAUUAUGGUAUUAAUGGUCAGGAGCAGCUCCAGCAUACCACACUCUGCUUGCUAAAGUUGGUGCUAAGUUGCAGCUGACUGAAUCUCAAGGGCUGUAAUGCAGUAAAAUCACAGAAUAAUGAAAGGAGGCCCUGUUCAUAUCAACCGCUGUUUGCUUUACUUUUGUCUAAGCAGCUAAAUCAAACUCCAAAAACACACACACACACACUGCUGACCGAGCAGGCUCCAAACAUGAUUGCUGUCAUUCUAUGCUAACUUACGUAAUUGUCUAAUGAAUUGGUGGUGGAUCUUGGAUGAGAGGUUUUUUAUUGGCCAAGUCAGCCAGUUAGAAGAAGGCGGUAAGUUCCCUACAGCGGUUAUUGCUGCAGUGAGACUGCCCAGAGACAGUAUAGCUAAUGUAUGAGCCCUACCACUCACAUUCAUACUCUCUUUUCCCCCCUCUCUCACUCUCCCUCUCUAUCACUUCCUCUCUCCCCCCCUCUCUUUCUCUACACUAAUUCCCCUUGUUUUCUCUCACACCACAAUCAAAGUCAUAUUAAAAAAUCUGCAAAGCACAAAGAUUUCUUUACAAACUGCUGUUUAACAUCUCAUUUCCAGAGCGAGGAUUCACACCUCACCAAGAAUACAUACUUCUUUACAUUCCAUAGCUAUCAUAUGUUCAUAUGGGUACAUAAAGAAGUAUGUACACUAAGGAGGUAAUCUUAGGUACGAAAUGUUCUCACCUUUCGCCAAGGUCAGGAAGUUAUGAGCAGAUAUUUUUCCUCACCGUUCUCUCUCCCAAGUAUGGUAGUCUGCACCGUAAGGUGACUUUGAGUGUAAAUUCAGUUCAACACUCAAGGCUUUCACUUGGUUGCCAUGUAAGGCUGAACAGUCAUUCCCCCCGCCCCUGAACAUAACAGAAGUUUUGCAGUCCAUACCAUAGUCGACUGUCCCAGUGACCCCCGCUGUCCUCCAGACAACUGGGAGAAACCAGGAGGAUCAGGGGGGAGGAAUACAGCUCCUGUUUUUUUUAUGGCAGUCAGGAGGAGGUGGUCUUUUUCUCUUUCCAGGAAAAUGUUGAGGAAGAUUAAGGGGUUAGACAAAAAAAAAAAAAAGAAGAAGAGCAGCAAAGAAGUUGAAGAGUUUUUCUCCUUGAUAGAAAGUCCACAGUGUGAGGUGCUGAUGUGCACCUUGUCUGGUGUGAUGGUCAUUUGCCGUGUCCUGGGAGCAGGGGAGCACCUAUAAGCCGAACGGCCCCGCUGACAUACUAAACACGUUCACUUCUCUCCUCCCACUUCUCUUUCGGUCGUCUCCCUCACCGCCAUCUCCUAUUUCACCUGACGCUUUAUAUAUCCUUUCUCCUUUCCUACCUCGCACUUGUACCAAUACGUGCUCCUCUCUUGCCUGUCGCUCGUCUCUCUUGUGUCAGCAACGUCCCCAGCGGUUAGCCGGAGCCCUUGCUGAUGUUUGAAAACGAGGGUGAUCCAAGUGGAACAGGAAGCUAUUGUGAGCAGGAUUUGGGCUUUAGGCGCAGAGGCAGGCCAUAGGUCACAUGAAGGCGCUAAUGCCCACUCAGCACUUGUGGAUUGGUCCUGGCUGUAACCCCCACCCACCACCAGCACAAGCACCCGUGCCCCCUCUUUCUCUCUGAACCUUGUUUUCCCACUAGAUUGCUGUUUUUACGGUCAUCUAUUGUCACUUCCUUUUUGUCCCGAUCUAACUUAACCUGUCCGAGUUUGCAACGCAGCUGUUCUACGGCAGAAGCAGAGGAUCGGAUCAAUGGCCAUUUGCAUGGUGGCGAGAAAUGUUCAGCAAGUCUCUAAUGAAUCUUUGCCCCAGACCAACACAUUCCACAAGUUGACACUGCCUCCAACCAUGCUAAGCUAACCAGCAGGCUCAGUGCUGAGGGAAUGGGAGUAAAACAAAAAAAUGGAUUAGGGGAGCCCGGCUUAGGCUAGAGUUUGGAGCCUUGGUGGCGGAGGGCUAAAUAAAUGGGAAAAGUGGUGCAAUGUUUUUUUUCUUUUUUUUUUGCAGUGGAGGGAUUUGGAAUAGCAAUGAGCGUAGGUUGAACUGGAGGUGACAGUUGGUGGAUGAGCAGAGUCCUAAAGGUGUGACGUCCUGUUUAGGAAAUGUCACAGCCACCCGAGAGGGUGAGCAAAUGGGACACAGAGGGGGUGAAAUUCUUUCCUACACACAACGGGGAUGGAGGUCUGGGAACGUGCAGCAGUGAAUUAGCCCAGUGGUUGUUGUGUCUGUUCAGGUUUGGGCUAAACACUGCAGUACUGUGUGCCCCGCAUGCCCUGCCUAGACUAAAGCAACCAGGUAUACUCGAGAGAAGAAACUGGGUUACUACCCUAGCCUAAGUGCUGUGGGUUCAGCUGGUGACACACAUCUACUCAGCCAACCAUUGCUGCCCAAUAUCCCCUCCCGCCCCUCCCACCCCCCUCCACAUCUGUGUUAAUACACUUCUCACAGCUGUGUGCUGUCAAUCCCCCCCCCCUCCUCCUUGUUCAAACUCCCAACCUGCCCGCUGUUUAUUAUUCUGAUGCUUCGUCAUCGCUCUGGUUUGCCACGUUCCAUCCUUCCGCCCCAAUCAGCUAACCUUGGGCUCAAAAGUGCGACGUUUACUAAAACUUACCUCCCAUCAAUUAAGAAUGGCAGUGACCUCCCCUACCCCUCAGUACAUUGAAAAGUGGUUGGGUUAGAGCACGAAAAAGAUAACUUGGAAAAGAGAAAAAGAACACAUCAAAAGUCCAAGUAAUGAUAGCAUCCUUAGUCAUGGCGAGAAAAAAAAAUCUUGGAAGGUGUCAGACGCAGAGGGCGAAUUGUGCGUAAGGGAAUGUCUCUCCACACCAGUGCAGGUCUGAGUUAACGAGUCCGUCAUUAGAUAGCGGCAGGGCUGCAACCAUGAAGCCUAAUGAGCCAAAGAGCUCUGCUGCUGCAGCAUGUCCGGCCAGUGCCAGGAACACAAGAGGGAGGGAGAGAGAGAGAGAGAGAGGAGGGAGAGAGAGGGAGAGAGAGCAAGACAAGAGAGGGAGGGAGGGAGAAGGAACAAGAUAAGAGAGAUAGAGUGAAGAGAGUGCAAAAAAAAAAAAAAACAGAGCUAAAAUCCAUGUGGGCCAUAGCAACUCCCCAGCCUCCCUUAUCCCUGGUCCACCUUCUCCUGCAUCCUCUUCCUCUCUCUACUUUUUUCUUUUUACAAAGCCUUUAUUUCUUCCUUUCUUUUAAGAGAAGAGGAACAAGAGUAGGGGAGGAAAAAAAAGCCCAAAGGUGUUCUCUGGUUAAGUUCUGUCCCAGUGCUGCUGCUGCUGCAGAACAGUCCACUCCCCCUUCCGACUACGCGACUCACAGGCAAACCAUGCGGUUAAUAACUGAUCGCAUCCGAGGAAGAGAGAGGGAAGAGACGGGACAGAGGAUGUCAAGGCCCGUCAAGGAAACUCCGUCCAAAAGCGAAGGAAGAGCAUAUAUUACCUGUCAGAUCAGUUUCUUAUCUGAGCUGCUCCUCCUCUCGUCCCCUCCUCUCCUCCUCUUCCCGUAGUGAAGAGAGCCAUAAUGACCUAGAGAGCGCUCCAGCUGCUGCAGCCAUCGUGUGUGCCGGGUGCACGCCUGACUCGCUGAAUCAGCUUCUAUGAUUGGGGGGAGGAGGGGUGGUGGUGGGCGGGUUGAGUGCCAGAGUCAGGGAGGGGAGGAGGAGGAGGGGGUAAAAGGAGAGAAAGCGGGCACACACACACGCACAGAUACACACAUGCACACACAUUCCCACACAAUCACAAGUCAUACCUUUAGAAGAGGAAGACGUAGAGCUGACUUGAAGAGCUGCUGUUUGAAAAAAAAAAAGUGGGGAGGAAGAGAGAGAGAGAGAGAGGAGAGAGAGAAGAGGGAAGAGGGAAGGAGGGGUGAAAAAAAAUCUGCAGCACUCUCCUCUCCAUCAUGUGCAUUCUGAGGGAGAGAGCUGGGAGGAUGCCCUGGUCGGUGCAGGAGGCAGAAAGUGUACCAACCGUCCUCCCACCCUGCCUCUUUCUUAUUCCAUCGACACACACACGCAGCCCCAGAGCUUUAUCCUGCUCCUAAAAUGCGCUUUUAUUAUUCAGUGGAACUUUAUACAGCAGCUUGGAAGAGGGAGUUUACUGAAUGUUUGAGAGCAGAAUUGGGAUGGAGGUAUUUAAGAAAGACGUGCCUCUGCAGUAGAAGACAGCUGUACUUUUAAUAGUCCCUCGCGAUCCAUGCAAAUUUGAUUACCAUUGUCAGGGGCUGGGGGGACAGAGGAUAUCGCAAUAUGUUUCGGUAUUUUGUGUUUAGACUUCCUGCCCUUGUGAAUUCUCAACCGCAGCUUAUGCAUUCUUGAUGGCGCAUCGCAAAGUCCACCUUUUCCACCAGGAUAAGAUCAAGCAGAGAUGCUGCUGCAGUUUGGAGGGCAGAGAGCACAGGAAGAACACAGUGGCAGCAAAUUAGGUACAAGGGGUCAAUCUUCCUGCCCCGCAGUGUGGAGGGCUAAGCUAAGCAGUUAGCACUUUGUGGGAAGCCAAGCAUUUGAAACACGCCUCGGCCCCUGUUGCCGGGCUGCUCAUGUGUCUUGUCUCACCACCUCCCUGACCAUAUUUAGUCAAGCAGUGCAAAAAAUAGUUCCAGCUCCGCUCCACUCCACUCUGCUCUUCUCCUCGCCUCACCCCCUCUAACCCUCUCGUCCAUAUCCCCCCCUCAGCAACUGUUGGCUGCAGGCUCCGGGAAGCCUCCCCUUCUACUCCCUGCCUAUUGAUUCCAGCGGCCUGGAAGGAGAGAGGAGCUUUAGGCCAGCUAGCCCCUGCUACCAUUUGCCAUGCUAUUUUUAGUAGCUCCAAAUAAAGUGGUCUCCCAUGCUUCCACUUGUGUAUUCUUGAUUCUUCCCCCUCCUCCUCCUCCUCUUCCUCCUCCUCCUCCGCCUCCACCACCCCUGCUUUACAUCCCUCACCACCAACUCAAACGCCUUCUCUGAUACCACCCCCUCACUCUGUGUGUCCUUUUGACCCCCCACCCCACCCCUCCAGCCCCCCAGUCUCUAUCAUUCUUCUUUUUAAAUAGAGCUGGAAGAACACUCUGCUUAUGGAAGAGCUUCCGUCCGCUCACCUCUAUACUUGGAAUAACUGCACAUUCGACAAAUGGAGGAGAGAGUACGGGUGACUGUGUGGUGAGGGAGGGAGGAGCGUGGAGAGUGAUAGACAGCAAUGAGUGUUAUUGUCUUUUCCUCUUUAUUUAUUGAUUUCUACUGCUUUUAGCAAUGCAGGCAGACGAGUGGCAGCCUCACCUCCAAGGCAAUGAAAAGUUUGGUCCGCUUUCCCUCUCCUUUUUGAGCUCUCAUUAAUUUUCAAGUGUCUUUUUCAAGCUUUCCCGAGGCGCGGCCACUGAAGAAUCUGUUUAAUUAGUUGGUUUCAUCACGGGGCACAUCUAUACUGUACGAAAGCAACGUCCUCUGCGCCCUCCUCCUUUUUUUCGCUCUCUCCUCUUCAAUCCUCUUAUACCUCAAUGACAGCAGACAAGUCCUCUUACAACCCCACAUGCAUCUUAACCGCAGAAAGCCCGAGGAUGUGGGAGCUAAAGUUUUUUGGCUCUUCAAAGUGAUCAUAUUGAAACCAGACUGUUGCACUUGUAAUGAAUGAGAUUGUAAAAAUCACACAAACACCCUAAACGCAGCGUGAACAUUUGUCAAAGUGUGUUUUCAUGAGCCAGAGAAAUGUCACACAGUUCUCUGCUCGCUGAUUUGAUAAGCCUUUUAACGAGCUCCCAGUCAUUCCGCCCUCACUCUCAGUUAUAUCUCGGGCCUUUUUCAUGGUGGAGAUAAUUCUGCAUAGAUUUAAGUGUGCAAUUUAAUUAAUGUAUUGCCACUGCAAUUUAUAGCUUUUCGAUUACAUUAUCUUUACGGCUCUUACAAGAAUUGACCAUUUGCGAGGUAAAAUGGAUUCCAAGCUAAUGUGUCUGCUCAAAACUUGACCUUACAUGGCCAAUCAAAGUGCAGAAUUGCAGCGACGUAAAUGGCAACCGUGAAAGUCCACCGGUUAUUAUUCUGCGGACUCUUUGUUUGCCUGCCAAUUAGACUGACCUGCUUGUAGUUUAACAGUCUGACUUGAUUCUCUUCAUCCCCUGAGUGUAAUUCUAAACUUACCUAACUUUUUAAGUUUCAAAAAAAUCAUUCAAGUUUUUUAAUUUUCUACUCAGCUGGUCAAAGAUUUCGUGGUCAGUCGCUAUCCGCACUGACAAAGCCCUUGUGUGUUCUCUGUGUAUCCCCUCAGUGGGUCUCCACCCUGCCCGUUCCAGCCACCCAACCCACCAGUUUAAUCUCAAUUACAUCCCGACAUCCCAUCUGCCCCUGAAACUCAGCAGCCCAGCUUACAUCUUCCCUCCAUGAUGAAUAGCGAGGGGCUGAAUGUUUAGCUGAGCAGUUAAUCGAUCAAUAAGAACAGGGUCGACUAAUGGAUGUGCUUUCUUUCAAUGGAUGAGGGGGUGGGACGGUUGUUCUUCCACACGAGUUCGGCUUUAAACAUAUCUCCAUUCAAAUAAAGUGAAAACAGGCUGUGGGGAUAUCAUCCAUUUGCAUGUUUUUAUGACGCUCUGUGUGGUUCAGAUGAUGAAUCAUCGGUGGGAACUUUAAUAUUAGAGGCUAAUCAUUUCUCUGUUGUUAUUUAGGAACUGUGACUUGAUGUUAUUGGGAUUAUUCGCAUCAGUUAACAGAAAAGGGGUGAACCGAAUGAAUUCUACAAAUUGAUCUCAAUUGGUACAAAUAGGAAACAUAAUUAAUUGCACGAGUCUUUACCCUUUGAAUGGUUUCUUUGAUUGCAUUUCUAAAUUGUCGGUAGUAAGGGAAGUUGUUUUCAGAUGUUUUACAAAGUCACCAAGGGAUUAUACAUUUUUUUAAUUAAUAAUUAUUUUCAUUCCAUUCCCUCUUUUUCUUAUUUUGGUUUAAGUCAAGCUAUGCAAGCUGAUGGAAACAUGCACCAUGAAGUGUGUUGGUGGCAGCACCACGCUGCGAGGAUGAUUCUCUGCUGCAGGCCACGCAAAUCUUGUGAUGGCGAAUUUGUGACAGAGCUUGAAAGUUCAGAAUGAAGUUUGGCUGCUAAUCAAAGAAGAAUAAAGCAGUGUACAAACUCUUUUCAUAGGUGCUUCCACUUAAAACUGGCUAGAGGGGAUGGAUCUAAUUAGUAAUGUCUUUCUUUUGCUGUACUGAUUAAAGCCCCUGUGAGGAGUUUUUAGCUGGUGAUGAAACAAAGUGGAAUUGAAACUGAUGCCUCUUAAUGACCUAAAACAGCAACAGCUUUUAGUUUGACUGUUCUUACACACUUAUGCUCAAGGUCUACAUCAGGUGUUGCAGUAUCAGCUUUUGAGUAUAAUCUGGCAAGAUAUUCCAUGCAGGCUGCUGACUGCUCCUUUUAUUCCUCGCAUGUUGUUAUAUUUAAGAAUAUAUAAUAUUUUUAUGAACCAAGGCCUAUGAUAACAGAUUUAUUCUUAUGAAAUUACAACCUAACUCUAAUAAAAUCUAUUACUUUCUCUUGUGACUUUAUUCUCAUUAUAUUGCAGCUUUUUUCCUCAUAAUUUCAUUUUUUUUCACCCUUAAUGUGGCUCUUAUUGUCCUCCAUGCUGAGUGGUAAGGCUGAGCGAUAGACCCAAAAUUUACAAUACCAAAAUUUACGACAAUAACCGAUGUGAUUUUACCCAUAUCGGUAUAUUCUGUGUCAAAAAAAUAAAUAAAUAAAAGUUGGUUUUGGAUGUGUGUAGGUAGGCUUUGGUCUCAUGUCCCUUUAAGACACUGUCCUACGUCAGAGACGUGACUCCACCCCAUCCAGUCCGUAACCAAGAGGGAAAGACAGGUGAGGAGAUGGAGGACGGUUCAAAAGUUGGAACGGCUGAAGUAGACGAAGUUAAUGUGGGAGGGGGUGAGCAGCUUGUGGAGUAGUUAUCGUCCAUUUAUCGUUAUCAAGGAGAACUGCUCAAUAUAUCAAGAUAUUGAUUUGAGGCCAUAUCGCCCAGCUCUACUGAGGGAUAGGUCACACAUGGAGCGUGCUCUUUUGAAAACCUUUUAUUUGAUUGUCACUUCGAAGACUGUCCGUGAGUGAUAGAUGUGACUGUUAAGAGAAAGCAGGAUGAGAUUUGAUGUCACAAAAUUACUACUUUCAUGUUCAGGACAAAGUCAGCACCUAAAUAAGAGGUACUGAUUUACACAGCAGCUGCCGAGAUCAGGACAAAGCCAGAAUUCCUCACAGAGGCUUUAAUUUCAGAACGCUGGAUUACUCUCGCUAUGAUUUGGAUUUAUAAAACUGCAAAGCAUCGGAGGGUUAAAGAGAACUGGGUAUGAAUUUCCUCUGAUAAGCAUUGUUUUUUGAGAACUCCUCUGUUUUGUUUUACAAAAUGAGAGGCAGGCCGCCUGAAAUUGAAAAGUUUUGUAGUAGAAUUGCGGGUAUCUUCAGAUGGUGUUGAAGUCUUUCUUUCGAGCACCAAGCAUGCUAGCUGCUCUUUCAGCUCGUCUUUAAUUCCUCUUUUCUGUGUGCCUGCCCACCAGUCAACAUCAUAGAGGGAUUAGAGCUUUUUCUAAUGAGUCCAGUUUGUGCUUUUUGAGUAAAUCUCCAUCAGCCCGGCUCUUCCUCCUGCUUACUCUGUCUGUCUCAUCAGUUCUUCUCCUCGCCCUCCCCCACACCGCCUUGUCCGUGCCCCCCUCCCUCAUCCCACUCCUCCCUCCAUCUCUCCUCAUCCCUUUACACAGUGCAUCAUUUGAAGAGGUGAGGCUGUUGAGCGCUUGGAGGAAUAAAAGUGAUUUAUGAAUGGGCCAGCCUACCUGGGUGCUGGAGGGGGAAGCCAGUGGCAGUCAGGCUCUCUGAUCCAGCAGCCCAUUGUUCCCUCCAGCCUCACUGCAGGGGAAGCUCCUUUGCCUCUCCUGUCUCUCUGAUCUUUUACCAUGCCGUACCGGUGCCACAUGUUACCGUUAAGUGACUCACAAACUGCAUGAAUACCUACGCACUGCAGGGGUGUGUGUGUGUGUGUGUGUGCAAGACCAUUUACUCAUGACUCUCACACAAACAUAUCCACACCGUUCUGCUUCUAGUCUAUAACCACUAAAGUUAUGUUCUCUGAUUAUAUUGUUGCGCUUUGCAUAUUUUAGCCUUUUAGGAUUUUUUUAGCAUCCCAGAUUUUGCAUGUUAACACAGGUGAGGACAGCCAGAUGCACCAGCCAACAACCCUAUCCAUAAAAUAAAGGAGAGGUGACAGGAAAGGUGCUGAAGCUGCUGAGGACAAUGUAUGAGCUCCUCCUUGUCACCAUAUGCUCAGAUGCACUUACAAACAACACGCACUCGCUCACACAAGGAUGACAGUAUAUGAGGAUUUUACGGGGUCAAAAUUGAAGAGGGAUGUCUCUCAGCCACAGCCAUUUGGCUAUUAGCGUUAGCGCGUUUAUGUGCCACGUGUGUAAUAUCUCGGUGUUUACAGUGUAAUAUAUGAUAACUCCUGAUAGAUAGCGGGAAGGAAGAGGAGCUAAACUUGGUCAGGGGGAAAGAGUAUUCACUAGUUCCCUUUUGUAAUUCAUUAAAAGAUAACUCAUUGCUGAGAUGUGUCAGAAUAACGCAUGUAAUCGAGAUAAACUGCACUUGGUGGGUUCUUGUAGCCCACAAUGGGAGGUAAUUUCCUUACAUUGGACUAUUGUUGUAUCACACUCUCUGUAGUCUGGAGAAAUCAGUCUGAUACUGCAGAUUUAUAGCUCGUAAUUAUAUGUCUCCUUAGUAUGAUCUGUUAUUAUCUUCAGUUGUUCAAUUAGACUCUGCAUUAUGUUGCUGUAGCUUGUUCUAGUUGAAUUACUCACUGAAGAGUGUAUUCUCAUUAAAGAUGUUGCACAGUUGCUGGUUCAUUCAGCGAGCCAGGGUACCAGUUUGCUGCAGCGUGCGCUGUGACCUAAUAGAAAAGAAGUCACCCAAUCCUAGAAGCCCUCCCAGUGUCCACCUCUGUCUGAGCUGGGACCAGUCCAACAGAUCAGCCAGAGGACAAGCUGAUACAAGCCCCAAUCCCCCUGUGACCAAUCAGAACGCCUACACUUCCUCCUAGGGCUGGGCCAACGGUGGCUCGGAGCCAAUAGAUAAGCUCAGCCAUGCUGUAAUGCUCUGUCUGUCCUGUGGCAUGCUGAAACAUUGAGUCCUGGCUGCUAUGUUGCUAUAGCACAUGUUGGGGGGGAGGGAGGGGGGCAGAGAGAGAGAGAGAGGAGAGGAUGGAUGGAUGGAGGGGGAAGAGAGGAACGAGGGAUCAAGGGAUGGAUGGAGGGAGAGAGGGAGGGAGGGAGGGGUGCAUCCCUUCCUGAAGGGACUCAAGGACAUAAAGAGCUUUUGGGAAAGUGACUAUAGCAUGCAAAGAGAAAAGCUUGCAUUGUGAAGCCCCUAUAAGCGCUGAUGGUACAGUUUCUUCCUCACUAGCCAAACCUAGAAAGAGCAGGAUUUAUUUGUGGCACUUUAAGUGCCUCAGCAAUGCAGGUAAUAAAUAUGACAGAGCAAGGUGAUAUACCUCAACAACCCAGCUGUCAGGCAUCUUUAAUAUUUUCUCCCCCCAUUUAAAAACAAAUGUAGUUUAUCUAUUAACCUGAUGUAUUGGGAUAAGUAAUAGAAUUUAUUUUUGUUUUAGGUGAUACUUCAGCAGCAGUGAUGACACCAGUGUUUUUAAUGAAACGCCAAGGAGCGAGCUGCAUUUUUCUUAGCUAAGAGAGUUCACGUAAAAGAUCAGUAUAAACCACGCAGUAGAGCAAAUAAAGUUUCACACAACAUGAAACUCAAGAAAACCUGUCACUGUCUUUAUAAGCUAGUCACCUUUUGUGAUUGAAUAUUGUCAUUGCCUUUUAUAUUUUUCUAUUUCAGACUUCACAGCCUUUGACUUUGUAUCAAAAUAACUCUGUACAUACACAUGAUCUAAGUAUUAGCCCAGAUUUUAUAGAGAUGCCUUGGUAAUACAUUUCUUUAAUAUCUACUUUAACGACAGCGUUAAAUCUUUUGAUUUCACUAUCAUAUACAAAGCAAAUAAAGGAUCAGAAAAGGAGCUGGUCUUCUAGAGCAGAUAGUUUUAAUUAUUUCUAAUGAGGUCGCAACAAUCACUGCAGCAGUCAAAGCGUGGUUUUUUUUUGCUGCUUUUAGAGGUUUUUAAUGCAGAAAUAACAUGCAGGGAUUCUUUUUUUUACAUCAGUUGUAAAGCAAAAACUGUGAAAAUUUGCACAUCUUAAAAACCAGGUUAAUUACCGCUGUACAGUAACGUGUAGGAAUCACUUAGAUUUAGACCCCCACCCUCCCAAUCAUAUAUUUUUUGUCAGCCAAAAAGGUAUAAGUGUCCUUAAUGGACUCCAAGGGACACAUUCAGGCUGAUGUUCACCUCUAAACCAAGCUUAGCUGUUGAAUAAUGCAGACCAGGUUACCGUGGUAACCUGUGCAGACACUGAAGUCAGUGGCCCCCAUGUAAAUGCAGUUUGACAGGUCAAGGGGAUGAGGAUUUGUUUUUGUUUGUGUUGUUUGGUGAGCUGGUGCUCGUGUUUGUGUGUGGAUGGUUGCGUCCAAACAUACAGGGAAUACUGAAAAAAGCAUCAGCUCCAUUUUUGGGAUGAAGCAGAGAAGGUUAUAGCUGAAGAAAACCUUCAUUGCAGUGUUUCUAAAGAAUCAUGUUUGUGUCAGGAAAACACUGAAGUUUCUAUAGCACACUAAUGUAAAGCACAUUUUUACUAGCUCUAUUAACAAGUUGGCUGUUAGACAUUUUCUGUGCAGCUCUGGGGCAUAUGCCCCGUUGUCUCAGUGCUUAGGGGAGGCAGGAGCUGAUACAAGGCCCUUUUGAUCCCUAUUAUUUCCCACUGCAAACAAUAGAUUUUAAUUACCAAAUUGCUCUUUCAGCCACAGCGUCUCCCUCUGCAUGUGUGCCUAGAAGUGUAAAUGCUGAAAAGUCAGACUCAUCAGCUGCAGUACGGCAGCCUGUUUGUGUCACUUUGGAUCUGCUCUGCCAAUUACCGAGGAAGAGAACUUGAUGGUGUGUUAUCAUUGUUUUGUCUGUUGUGUUUAAGCGGCGGUGCGGCGGUUACUGCUGUGUGUAAAGGGACUCUCACAGGUCACAACAUACAAAGAUGAGCGUUUCGCCGGGAGUGUGAGGGCGAGUGCGAUGUGUUUGUGGGGGCAGAAAGGUGGGAGGCGGGGCCGGUCAGAGAGGGGUGAUUUAAAGUGCUGGAUUUGCAAUGAGACUGUAGAUCAUGGGAGCCUCUCAGACUGUCUGCCCGUAUGGUGACAGUGUGGCAUUCUGCAGAGUGGCUGUCGAUCGAAGGACCUUCAGCACGGCUGAGUUCUCCACAGCAAAAGCCGGAGUCAGUCCCCCGCUUGUAUUUACCGCUUUGAACCUCUGUGGAGGAACUUGCAGUUAAUUUCACCGGGCAGGAGCAAGUCUGAUGUUGUUUCAAACAAACUGAGGGGAACUUCAAAGUUGCCGGAAUGAACUUUUGGCUUUCUUGACAGGAGGCUGUUACAAUGAUUCUGUGAUGUUUAGCCGAGCUAAAAACUUGAAAAUGAUUCCAUGAUACAAAUGACAAAGACGUAGCGACUCAUCACGAAGGCGGCUGAUGACUGAGCAGGUUGGAAUUAUGUACAUAUUAAAGUAAAGCCUGAGGCUAUGAGGGUAUCUAACAAAGUGGAGAUUGGGCCAAAGACAUUUUUUUUCUGAAAUCCACUCACGUAAGCAGCAGCAGUGAAAAAAAAACUUUCUAAAAAGGUCUAAAUUACCCGAGGCUUGUUACUUUGGUUAAAACCUAAUCAUCAUCAUGAGACAAGAGACACAUUUAUGUUUUCCGCUGGUGUAAAGCUUGAACUGUGAAGAAGCUGCUGCUCUCUAUAUCAAUGAGUCGUACCUCUGUGCCUGGGACAGUAGAAAAACAAAUACAGAGCAUGUCAUGUACUAUAUAUAAUCUUCAGGUUUCUAAAGUGACGUUUUAAAGCCUUGUUGUUUUACCAACAUUUGAGCACAAAAAUAGACCUGUAAUGUGUUUUACUGUGAUGAAGGAUCAGGGCCACAGUGAGGAAAAAAAGGUUUUUAAUCAAGUGAAUUUGGGAAAAAAAGGUCGUUAUAACAUGAGAACAAAGUCUCAGUAUUAAGAGAUUAAAGUUGAAUUAUUAUGAGAAUUCAAGUUGUAAUUUUAUGGAAAAGAAGUUGUGGUUACAGGUGAUGGUCAAUCGAUGUGUCGGCUAAAACAACAGAUAGACCUGCAUUGAAACGUGGGAACGUAGGUCAUCAUGUUUAAAAUGUUAACCUUAAAAUCCACAAACUCAGUUUUUUCUCUACAAGGCAGCCCAAACACUCAGUUAUAAUGUACAAAACAGACCUAGAAAUGGCUUAUACUCCAAGACUGUGGCCUUAUUACCAGUGAUAUGAAGGUGUGAACACACACACACACCAGGGGCCGAAAAUACUUUUUAUUCUGUGCUGCUUUUAGAUAUAAAUUUAUUCAUAUUUAGCUGAAUAAUCCAUGCAUUUAUAUAACUUUGUUUUUGUUGUGAGGUUGCCUGUUUUUCCUUCCUUUGGUUGAAUUUUAACACCAGAGAGAAAUGAAACAAAACAUAGUUGUACCUGUGGGUAUAAUGAUGAAUACAGUUCAUUCAUUAAUAUAUAUAGGGGUCUUUAAUGUGGUUAAGCACAAACACAAAACAUUUCAUACCCAUCUGGUAAGCUACAAAGCUGACAAGUUGAAUAAAAAAGAUACUGAAAUUGCUCAUUUUUGUCGGUUUUGUUUCUCUGACUAAAAUCUCAGUGUAACAGUCAGUUAACACUCAGUUUGAAGCCCUCGUGUGAGCCAGGCGGUGAUCUGUAACGUGUUCCACCAGGCUGUUUGUAGGAAAGGAAGUGAGCGUGGCGUAGGGUCAGAGAAGAUUGCCUUUGCUCUGUUAGCAGCUCGUUUAAGAUGAAAUGACUCUAAUGACGCAGAAGUCUGCGAGCGCAGCCGCUCCGGUGACAGCAUACUCGGGUCUGUUGGUGCCUUUGGCUGAUAAGUGAUUUGAUCUACAGUUCUCAUUUUCUGCCCUUCGUUUUGUGUACCUUGUCAUAUGUCAAGAUGUAAUUAUCAAAUCCUGUCAAGUAGUUUAGUCACCUCUCAACUUCCUUAUUUGCACAUUGUCAAAGUCUUUUCACUCUAUUGUGCGGGUCGACCUGCUAUGUUUCUACACAGCAGGUCAAUUAUUUGUUAGUUGUAUGACUAUUUACGCAGCUCUCAUCAUAUUAGCAGCAGUGAAAAGCCGGGAAUAAAUGUACGACCUAUUAUGUUCUAAUUCAGGUCUACUUAAGACCGUGUGAAAAGUGAUGUUCAAUAAUUACCUGGUUGUUUUCUAGGUAAUGGUGUUAUUGAGCAUUUGUUCCCUAUAGUACGCAUGAUUUAGUCGUCUCUUUAUUCUAAUAGAAUCUACAUGCCCUUGCUUUAUCUUUUAUGACAUCCCCUUCUUUUUUUCCUUUUAAAGGAUGUAUAUCAUGACUGUUAUGGCUGAUGCAGAGAUGAGAAUGAGGUUUUUCAAGGUGCCGAGGAGAAUAAAGUGCAAAGGAAGAGUAGCAUGGGAAAAAUAAUUGGGUCAUCUCGAACCAAUGGGACAUUAACGCGCCAUUGGGCUUCUCUGACUGUCUUGCUGCCUCCUUCUUCAUAAAUUGCUACGAAUCAGGACGCCCCAUAAUACCAGGUGAUUUAAGGCUAAUUAAAGUUAAGCCUUUAUAGGCCCCCACCCUCUUCCAAAACAGAUGGACAAAUGUACCUGAGAUGUUUGAAAUGCACCCAGCGUCUCCUAAACAACCUUCAAGGCACAGGCAAUAGCUAUAGUGAUAACCAAAACAUCAUAGAAAUGCACCCCUUUACCCGUCUUCCCUCUUCCCGGUUUAUGCAAAUAGUCCUUAAUAAAAGCCUGCUCACUCAGGGGCCUCAGGUACAGGCAGGCAGGGGAAGGUCACAUUGUAGGGGAAAUUAUUCUCUUCACGGCAUGGUAAUGAAAGCCUUUUUUUAUCGAGCGGAGCCAGUGAGGUUCUUGUCCUCGGCUCUCUGCUGCACUGCUGGCCUGGACGCUACCUGUGUUUAUUUACUCAGUCCACAGCAGGACGGCCAGCAGCUGAUAGGACAGCAUGGCAAAGUGAACUAAGGUACUAAUUGCUUCAGGAGGUAGAGGAGAGGAUCUGAACUUCAUCUGGUUAUAUUUGCAUGGGGAUUAAAGACUGUUUGAUUUAUACUUGUCAGUAGAGUUAUUUAGAGACAGCAGUUCAAUUUUUUAUUUUUUCCCAGAAAGUUUGCUCAGUUCUUUUAAAGCUGUGCCUGCAUCAUUUUUAUAUUCAUGGAGGCAAAUAUCCCAACCAGUUUCCAUGAAAUUCUGUUCAGUUUCAAGACUCUUACCCACCCAGCAGCCACUGACUUAAGGUGCCAUUCAAACCUCUCACACAUGAUGAAGAGUGUCUCCCUGGGCAGAGAGGAAAGUGGGAAAGAGGGGGGGAGUUCCAUUUUGAGUUAGAGUGUCGCAUUUGUGAAUGAUUUGUUGGGUACAGGGUUCACUAUUUCAAAGGACCUGUAAGUAUCGAUCUGGGCCCCUCUAAGCUGACACUUCAUGUAUCGUCUGAAGGCAUCUCAUCUUGAAAAGCUGUUCCAGUAAGGUGUCUGCCUCAGGGCAAAAAUCCUGCCACUAUCAGGGAAGCAAGAUAUAGAAAAAGCUUCAUUGAACAAUCUGAGAGCAAAGUUUCAUCAAGGCAGGAAACCUGAAAUCAUUUCAACUUGAGACGCAGUUUUUGCUGCUCUCCAGAAGAGACAAACACUUUUAUUUGGAAACAGAGCUUACUCGUGAGGGUUUGGAAACAGGAGUGUAAAGGUACGAAAUAUUUCAGUGAAGUUCUCAAGUUUUUAAGGUUACGUGUUCAAGCUGUAGGCUGGCACAGAUUUAUUUUUUACAACAUUUUAGGUGAAGCAUGAUUUUAAAAAAAUAGUGACAAAAAAGAAUCAAAAAUAAAAUAAUUAUGGAAGAUCCAAAAUUAACUCCUGCAAAACUUUAAGUUAGGAUAGAUUUCCUAUUUGGCAGGUAAAUGUCCAGAGCUUUUGGCCACAUGACCGGUGAAUAAUUGUGCUGCUUUAGAAAAAAAGUCAAGUUUACAGCAUGUUUGUGCUGACUUCUUGGUGUUUCUGCAACUCUGCUGUCUGCGUGUUGAAGCUUUGCAGGGUCCGACUUACGCACUUAAAAACAUGCUCACUACCACAAACACCUCGCUGCUGUUUACCACCAAGGAUUUUUCAGGAUCAAGAUGAUGCAAUCUAUACUCAAUUUAUUUGCACACUUUCUGCCUUCUCUGGACCCAUUAGUCUUUAUUCUGUAACAGACACACACAGGGGUGAUCAUAGAAAACCACUACAGACAAAUAAAAAUAAAAAAAUAAGUGUGCUUUGAGUUUAUCUAGCUGGAGAGUCGAAGAAGUGAAACUGGUGUUUCAUGUCAGGCUGCAUGUGUGUGUGGUGGGGAUCUUGAGUUUGAAUUGCCCUUACUUUAAUUCCCAACUCUAUGUACACAUCUAUGCCAGAUCAAAAGUGCAUAACCAGAACACUUUAGUACAAAUACAUGAACCUUUGCAACCCCCAUCAUGAUUUGACAUGCGGGAUUAAGAGCUGCACUAUAUAUUUUUUUUCAAGACUUUAAAUUUUCAUCAAAAGUCAAACACUUUUUUCUAAAGUCUGACUAAAAAGUAUGAAAAAACACUCUCCUUCUGUCUGCCGAUUGAGGCCGAUUAAAGAUUUGGUUCAGAGAAUUAAACGGACGUUCUAUUAUAAAUUUAUCCCAGGACAAAAAUGAACUUUGAUGGGAUAAAUAUGGAGCACCUCUCCCCAUUGGUGUCAAUCUCCUCCUCUAUAUCUCUGACCACAAAAGCGCCGCCUACCACACUGAUCAUUUUCAGUCCCCGUGUAUUAAAGCCUUUUAUUUUCCCGAGGCAGGUGGCACCUUUUGGCGACUCAUUUCCGAUGCAGAAUUUGGAGCUUGAAGCCUUAGUUAAUAGACGAGGGUAUGCCAAACACGUCUCCUACAUCAGAGUAACCAUAUGUUUGUGUGCAGCCAUUAAUCUCAGACUGGAUGUUGACUGUUCCUGUUUUUGCCCUGUCCUACCCAAGUUAUUGUCCCCCGACUCCCACUUCCUGUUGUAAUAACGUCCACUGACCACCACACAGAUGGCUGUCAGCAAGGCGAAGGCGGCAGAAGGGCCCUGUCGACCCGUACACGCAGACACACGCGCGCAAGAUCACACCCGCACACACACUCUUUUACUCACACUUCCACUUUCUUACAUACACUGACAAACGCCGAUACGCGGCGAGCUGAGGGUGUCAGAGAGCGUCCUGGUCAAUGACAAAUUGCAGCCCAAGACAACAGGCCCCUGUGCAGCUCUCCUGAGGGACUCUUGAGAUCUCUCACAGGGUGACCCAGUUCCAUCACGUCUCCCCUUCUACCUCUCUCCUCUGCCUUUCCUCUCUCCGUAGCUGCAUUUAAACAGACCGUAGCAUUGGUUUUCAGGUUCAGCUGCAAUAAGGAGAUCCUCACUUCCCUCAAAUCCUCUGAUGUCUAAAUGUUAACUCUCAGGUCAGCUGGGCACACUCACUAUUUCCCUCUGUCUUCUCUUGACAUCCUGCCUCAAGGGCCGACACACAGCUUCUCUUAUACCCCCCUCAGUCACUGCAACAUCACUUAGCAAAGAGAUAAAAAAAGAAAAAAAGAACUGGGAUUUAUUCCUUCGUUCUUAAUUUACUCUCUUUUUUUUCUGCCUUUACAGCAAAUAGCUUAACUGCAAUGCAGCAGUGCCAGUAUGGGGCAUUAAUAUUAAUGCCUGCCCAUUUCGCCCAGCGUGGCAGGGAGCCUGUCAAUCAAGACUUCUAUUGGAGGGGCUCCCUACUACAGCACACACCUGCCCAGUGCUCAAGUGCACAGUUCUGACUGUAGAAGGCGCCAGUCUGCUCCUAUAGUACAGCAGGCCUGCAUUUAUUGGCCGGUUGUUCUACAUAUAGGAGGUAUUUCCAGCCAAUCCAGACUGCACAAAUGUUGUAUAUUGCACCAAUAGGAGGAGGGGAAAGAACAAAGGCUUUAUGUGGAACAAUUGCCCUUGAUUUUGGUGUGAAUAGUUGUAGUUAAGAAAAAAAAAAACUGCAUUCCUGUGUUGUCUAUCAGUCUCACUUGAAAGGCAGUUAAAAGAGCGCUGUGUUUAACCACCGGGAAUAAGUUUAAUGUUAAAGCUUGAGGCGAGAAUCUGAUGUGGCAAGGUCUUUUCUUGAAUAAUUUGCUUGUUUAAGUCUCAACUCCUGCCCAUUGGGAGCACCACGGAUGAAAUUACUCAAAAGUCCCCCCCUGAGAUGGUAAAUCUACAGUACGCAAGCAAAUAAUUCCUUGUAACAAAGGCGACACAUUAUGAAUGUGAGAUUAGGCAGAAUGGGUGCGGUUCCUAUCACAUUUAAGCAGUGCUCCUCUGCAUUAAGUGGUUGAAGAUAGCUGCAAGCAAUGCAGGUGUAUGUGUGUGCGUAAGCCUCUGUGUGAUGAGAGGUAGAGAGAGAGAGCGAGGGAGCCUGGGAUCAGUGUGCUGCGCUGUUCAUCACUGCAGCAGUACACCAGCGCCGGAUCUCUGUCCGUACAGAGGUGCUGACUGCCUGCUCCCCUCUACCCCCACCCUCCUCCUCCUCUUCCUCCUCCUCCUCCUGCCUCCCUGCCCCUCUUUCUCUGCUUCCUCAAGAGGGAGUGCUGAUGAUGCUGUCUUUCAUUACUCCAGAAGGAUGGAGACAAGCCGUAGGUUUAGCAAAAAAGACCCGCAGGGAACGGGCCAUCCUGAUUGCCUUUAGUCUGAAAGGCUGCCAGCAUGUUGGUUUGCAUUUCUUUCUUUGCUCUCUCUCUUAAUAGUUAACAGUUUUCAUUGAUUGUGCGGGGCUGUGGCCUUCCUCCUCUGUGCUGGAGCCCAUUUCCUCCCUCUCUGCUUCUCGAGACCCUAUUUACCUUACCUCUGUGUACGUAAACACUCCUGCGCUCGCCAAGGGGCUGCUCAGCUAUAUCAAAGUCAGAGUUAAAUCAGCCGCCUCCUUUUGUCGCAGUUCAAAGAUAUGCCCUGCAUGACUAUUCAGGGUUAAUCAAGGUCAGAAGUUUCCCCCCAGCGAUGCUGCUUUAAUGCUUAUUGAAGGUACAUUGUGUACCCAACUAUAGACAGGAUACAAGAACACUUCAGGGAUAUUUAUGGCUUUUAAGUGUCUACCUUUAAGUUCUAUUCGCACAAAUAGAAGAGAUAAAAAAUUUCCCCCAUGGGGGAUCAAUAAAGGAAUAUUCUAUUCUAUUCUAUUCUAUUCGAUAGGUUUGCAGCCUUUGUUUCUCAUCACAUCCCCUCAACUGGCCAUAACACUUAAUAGGGGAUGAGUCUCAUUUCAGUGUUCUCAUGUACCAUAUGCCUGGAUGUGUGCCCAGGGACUAAAGCAAGAAGAGGAAGAGGGUUGGGGGCAAAGAGAUAAUGGAUGAGUUCAAACAUUCAACUUAAGCAGUCGUGCUGUGAAACAUAGUUGACUUUAGUAGGAAGAGGAGUGUUAAAUCAAUCUGUUUCUUCUCAUUUCAACUGUGUGAGAGAUUAACUCCAAGUCAUUUUACUCCCCUUUCCUUGGAUUAAAUAAGCAAUGAGAACACAUGUGACUGUUUCACUUGUCCAACUUGGAAUAACACAGUAGGGAGAGACAGUCGGUGACACUAUGACUCCCUCUCAGCCCUCCUCUUGUACAGUUUCCUUUGCAGCCGUGUCUCUGUGGCACACAUCCUCCAAAUGACCUUGAGUGGCACAGAACUGACUCGCUCUUCUCACCACACCAGGCCACCUCUGUUAGACAGCCCCCCCGUUCAAACAAUGGAUUUUCUUUCUCCUUUCUAACCCCGUCCGGUUUUUACUCAAGAGAAGACCUGAGUGGACCCUGCUAAAUCUCCUGUAAUUACCAUUUUGCCUCCAAUGAUAGAUGCUUUUUGCGCAUCACCAGGGGAAAUGUGGCUUCUCUUUUGAACUGAAGAGAUGGUAAAGAAGGGGGGGGGACGUGUGCUCCAAAAUAACACACAGCACUUGUACCACUCAAAGCUUGAUGUAAAUAACACUCUGCUUGAGAAAGCAACUCCUCCCAAGUUGAUUUAGUAUUCUUGUCCCUGUGUGAGAAAAUGGGAUAUGCUCUGCUGUAGAAGAAAAAAGAAUAGAGGGAAAGUGUACGGGAAGAUGGUGUGUAUCAGCAGCAGAGACACUCCGAUGUGUUUGCUUACAACAGCUCGUGUCUGGCCAUAAGCUUUUAUACUGUGUCUGAGAUAUUCAGUCAGAGAUGGAUUGAUUUUGGCAGUUUAUAUCAUAAACUAUCAAAUUGACUCUACUGUCUGAACCUUCUCUGGCUUCUUCUGUAAUGUUGUCCAGGUCGGCCCAUUCAAACACUAGCUCUCUCUCUCUUUCUCUCUCCUCUGUGCAGUGCCAUGCGUGUGCUGCUGUCCAAACUGCCGAGGCCUUGGAUCGUAGACGAGAAGAAGGAUGACGGUUACACUGCACUGCACCUGGCUGCCCUCAACAACCACGUGGAGGUGGCUGAGCUGUUAGUGCACCAGGUAAUAACGCACCAGCGCUCGCAGACGCGUGUUUUAAUGCCUGCUUGAUUACUUAGACUGACAACAGUUGCCGUUAUUCAUAGUGUAUAAGAGCCCCCCAAAGCAGCCUUGAGCAUAGCUGCAUCAGCUCAGCCUGCGCUUCUGGCUGACUAGAGACCAUUAAGAGCAGCUUCCACUGCACUCCCUGCAGCCAGCAAGCUGUAGACCAGUUCAAGCUGCUGUAGCUGCCAUUUUUUAUUGAAUCCAUACGGUUCCCAGGGUCUCCAGGGGUAUUCUUUAGUGCCGUUAGGCCCUCAUAUCCUCCUCCCCUUUCUUGCAAUCACACCUUCGUGCUCUUUUCCCUUUUGAGAUUGCAGGUUUAAGUCUCAGUAGACUCAAACAUGCAGGAGUUUACUGGAAAAAGUCACCUGACCGAGUGGGAACUGGGUUAAUUAGGAUGUGGUGCAAGGCAGCAAUGUUGCUGCAACAUUCAAACGCAUGAAUGCUCGCCGUGCAGGCUACCUUUCACUGGGGGACGGCCUUUUUUUUUUUUCUUUUUUUUUUUUACAGGUCCCUGCAAUGGGCUGGUUCGCAGUGAUGGCUCAGCUUUCUAUUCAGAAAUUGCACCACACUACAAGGUGCACUGCAGAUUCCCUGCCAGCAAGCCCAGCCAGUCAGUCUUAUUACUUGGGGAUUUCACACCCUGCCUGAUCACAAUGCUUAUCUUCCCUCCACAUCUCCUCAGUUGAUUUCUUUGCAAUUGGAAAUGACAAUCACAUGCAGGGUUAUUGUAGGAUGAAUUCUUUUUUUCAGGCCCUUAGGUGAUACUUUGUUGGUCCGUGGGCUUGUAGGAAGGAGGAUUCUGUCAUCGCACAAGUAGUAGGAGGGGUUAUUGCUAUCUGUCAAGUGCUGAACAAUUAUUAUACUCUGAAUUUAGUUUGCUCCUUUCCUUUUUUUUUAUUGCUGAUCUCUCAUCUGUCAUUUCUCCUUAUGCUGGAUAGAUUCUGGUCAAUGUGUGCACAAGUGGAAAAAAAUGUUUAUUUUGUGUUUGCUCCUCUCCUCUUCUCGCCUCCCAGGGCAAUGCCAGCUUAGACAUCCAGAACGUCAACCAACAGACGGCCUUACAUCUUGCAGUGGAGCGUCAACACACCCAGAUAGUGCGGGUUAGUGGAUCCUUUUCCUGCUUAUCCCUCUUUUUUUCUUCUCCUAUAUUGUUCUUCUUUCUCCUUUUCUUAGCUCUCUCACCUUUACGACAAAUUGAAGGUCCUGUCUCAAGUUAUCUCUCCUCCAGUCCCUUAUUCUCUGCUGUACUGUCCUGUUACGUCACUGCAACCCACAUUUAAUUUACACUGGUGGAUGUCCUGCAGUUGUAUGAGGUCCUGCUUCAGAUUAAUGCUGUGUAAGGAAAAAGCUCUCCGAGGCAGUGUCUUGGUUUGAGUCAUUUGGCGUAGUGUUGGAUUGAGAUUGCCACGUUGCCAUCUUGUGGACUCAAGCAAAAAUGCACUCCAUAAUUGGGGGAACACAACACCGAGGCAUUUCAUUGUCAACAGCUGCCUUAUAAAUCAGCGCUUUGGCAUUUGCAUUGUUGCAUAAAUUUAAAGUUGUUUUAUGGUUGUUUGUUGGCGCUCUUACCUCACUGCCUGUUCUGUGUUUUGUCUUUGCAGCUGCUGGUGCGUGCGGAGGCCAAGCUCGACGUGCAGGACAAGGACGGGGACACGCCGCUUCACGAGGCACUGCGUCACCACACGCUGUCCCAAUUGCGACAGCUCCAAGAUAUGCAGGAAGUCAGCAAAGUGGAGCCCUGGGAACCCUCCAAGAACACAGUACAUAUACAUCUAUUAUUAACAUCAUUGCUUCUCUUUGAUAACAGUCAUUUACCUGGGUCAAGCUCUGUAAGGUAUCAUUAACUAUCACAGUAAGGCGUUCAUGGAUGAAAAUGAAAUAGCCAAGAGCAGCUGUUAAAGAGAAAAGCUGUUGUCAGCAAACUGAAAACAUUAAACGUACCUGCUGCGGUUUAUGCAACUUAUGCUACAGAGAGCACAAAGUCUUUACUCAAGGUUCUGUGAUUGUGUAACCCUUUAAUCACAAAGUCUUUAGUUUGAUUUCGAACACAUAAGAACAAAAAAUUCUGAAAAAGGUCUUAUUAUAACUUUUGAGAGGCUUUAAAUUUUAGAUGGGACUGAAUACCUAAUCAAAUCAACACAGUUUGGAGAGUGGCAUUUGGAUUUUUUAGUCUUUUUUGUGGAUUUGCUUAUCCCAUGACAAAAACAUUGACAGUAUCUUAACAGGCACGCACUCACAAUACAUAUUCAUGAAAUAUUAGACACCUAAGUCAGUCGUCACGGUGCUGCUGUACAAAAUUGUAUUAGCUUAACUCUUUCUUGGUCAUGUAGCUAUCUUGAAAUUCUUCUAUUUGAUUCAAAGAAGUCAGAACAUCCAAUUAUAGCUUGUAAUAAUACAAAGUAUCAGUAAUCUCCAGGGGUGGGAAUCACCAGUGGCCCCACGAUACGAUAUUGUCACGAUACUUAAGCCAUGAUAUGAUAUUGUCACGAUAUUUAAGUCACGGUAUGAUAUUAUCACGAUACAAUAUUAUCACGAUACUUAAGUCACAAUACUUAAGCCACGAUACGAUAUUAUAACUAUACCUGGGCAACGAUACGAUAUUAUUGCAAUUUCUAACAUUUUGCAAUACAGUGAGUAUUGCAAUACAAUAUUGCGAUUUAUAUAAUUUUUUCAACUGUUUAGCCAAUUUAGCAUUUGUCUUUCCUUGUUGUUUGUCUUAUUUACACUGUAUUUUAUUUUCAUGUAGCACAUCUUGCAAACCUUAUAAACAUAUGUUGUACUAACUUUCUCCUACUCGCUAAUGUCACCUCUUCCAACCUCACUGGACAAACAAUUGAUUUUAUUUUUCCAAUGUCUUAGAUUUGACUUACUUAACAGCAAUUAAUUUGAAAAAUGGAUACUAUGUCGCAAUACUGUGCUGUAUCAUUUUUUUCUCCCACCCCUAGUAAUCACAGCAUCAGACUCUGUUGCGUCUCUGUUGUGUUAACAUUAAAGUUGGGAUCGCUGCGGUGUCCUUUUACAUCCUUUUCAGGACUUUAAAUGUAAAAAUAGUGACAUACGCGAUUUAUGAGGAAUAAAAUAUGAACCGUUUCUCGAUUUAUGACAAAUUCAGACAGAUCCCACUCAGUCCUCUCUCAUCCUUAUCACUGGACAGCCCAGUGUGCAGACAGCCGCCCACCACCAGCAGAGAGCAGUCAACCAGCUCACUGCCGCCUCUCCACCAGCCUGAACGAGUUUGUCCUUUCUGUAGAGGCCAACAGGGGCAUGUCAGACCUGAACCCUUUUCAUGUUAACACCACACCACUAAUCCCUACAGGGAGGAGUUUAAGGCUACAGCGCCUCGCUGCCAGUACAAACUUACCUUACUUGUCACCUCCUGUCCACCCCCCUCUUUUCUCCUCUCCUCCUCUGUUCUCUCCCCUUUCCUGCCCUCCCUGGUCCUCCAGCAGAGGAGCGGAACAGACAGCAAGCCUAAUUGAGAUAUGUGCAGUUGGGUCACUCUCCUGUAGCCCCUCCCUCCCCCUCGCAACGAGAAUUGAAUUAGCCGGCCCGAUGGCUCCAUCAGCCGAGAUGUAAAAGCUACUGGUUGAAGACAAUCAGACAUGGAGGGCCCAAAUUGCAAGACUGAGAAAGAAAGAAAGAGAAAGAAAGAAAAGAAAGAGAGAGAGAGGCUGUGAGUUUGGAUUGACUGAAGGAGGUGAUGAGCUGAAAGAAGCAUUGAGAGGGAGAUGGUACAGUUAAUAAGAUUUUGGGUGGGGGUAAAGGGUGACACUGCCUGACAGUCGUCUGAAGGCAUGUCUUUGAUUGUCUAAUUAGUGCUGAUCUUGCAGGACUUUGACAUGCUUUAUCUGAAUUUAACUCUGCAGUCAUCUGAAUAAUAUUCAUAUCUGGACUCUUUGCUCCGCGCAUUAAUAGAGUUCCAGUUUGUGAGGUAGAGAUGACACUCUUUCCACUGGAUUUAACUUCAAAACAACCACCCCUGUCAUAAGUCAAAAGCCUGACAUGCCCAUGAUUCCUUUGUUUUCCUGUGUCUGUCUGACUUCCUGCAGUUAAUCAUGGGCCUGGGUACCCAGGGGGCAGAGAAGAAGAGCGCCGCAUCUAUCGCCUGCUUCCUGGCAGCGAACGGAGCCGACUUGACCAUUCGUAACAAGAAGGGCCAGUCCCCUCUGGACCUGUGUCCCGACCCCAGCCUCUGCAAAGCUCUGGCCAAAUGUCACAAAGAGAAGAGCAGGUAAACAUCACUGAAAGGAAUAGUUUGACAUUUUGGGAAAUACACCUUUUUACUCUCUUGCCAGGGGUUAGAUGGAAAGAUCAAUACCACUCUGAUGUCUGUCUGUUAAAUAUGAAGCUGGAGCCAGGAGACUGAUAGCUUAGCCUAAAGACUCGAAACAAGGAAGCAGCAAGUGUACUCUGUCUCUGUCACUCACUUUGGACAUAAGGGUCUGUCAAAAUAAUGUAAUGUAAUGAAUCAUCCGAGCUGUCUCUUCAGUAACUAACACAUCAAAAGUGUGUCCGAUCUGUACAGGAUGAUGUGACAAAUGCUGAAAUGUAUGGUUUUUGAAAGGGGGCGGUUUAUGUUGUAUUUAUGUUUUACUGCAAUCAAUGGAUUGUUGGAGUCUCGAGUCUAGUGGUAACACUUCAUUUGACGCCUAUCUCUAUAAUGCAUUAUAAAUAUAAGUAUAAUCACGUUAUAGAACUGGAUAACCAUAGUUAUAAACACUCAUAAAUGAUCAUAAUGCUUUAUAGCAACAAUCAUAACACAUUAUAAAGCAUUUUAUCAUGACUUACAAGGUCAGGUAUUAUAAUGUGUUACAAGUGUGUACAACAGUUGCAUUGAAUUAUCUAUGAGGACAUUACCUGACCUUGUAAGUCAUGAUAAAAUGCUUUAUAAUGCGUUAUAGAGCGAUGUCAAAUAAAGUAUUACCAGUCUAGUAUUAACCAAGUUAGGACACACAAAAAAAACUCACUUUAUGCUUUUGCAUGUAAAAAUAAAGCUAGACAUGCAUAAUCAAUCAAAUGACUAAAAAAUUAAUCACCAAUAUUUUGAUUGGAUUGACGUCUACUCCGCUUACUCCACUUUUAUUUUUCUCUAAGGCUUCGUUCACACUGCAGGUUAUGAUGCACAAUUCAGAUUUUUUGUUAAAUCCGAUCUUUCUGUGCGGUCGUUUACAUUACAACAACAAAUGUGGCAUCUAAUGUGAACAGAAUGCGUCCGUGAAAUGACCCGCAUGCGCACAAAGCACAAAUUGCUUUCCGCGCCUGUUCGUGUUGUCGAACAAUGGUGACGUUUGUUGCAUAUUGAUGACGUAUAGGUCGGUUGAACGCACCUGGGCGUCCACACUACAGUCACAUCGGUUACAUAUUCGUUUUAUAUCCACAUACAAAAGAGGCCUGAGUCAGAUUUGAAAAAAUCAGAAUUGCACUGUUCAAGCUUAGAUGAAAAAAAUCAGAUAUGUGUCACGUAUGGUUAAAAAAAUCAGAAUUGACCUGCAGUGUGAACACAGCCUAACUCUUUGCCUUUUUUGUCCCAUUUGACACACUGUAGUUAAAGCCCUGCAGCCUCCUCCUGCUGCUCCUGCGGUGGAAAAUACUGACACCAUUUUGCUCUUAAGAGGCAAAUUUCACUCUUUAAAAACACUCAGACUGCUCUGUUAUGUGCACUCUGAGGCAAAAGCUGAGUAUACAGGUGCAGCUUAUCAGACUAAUGUCAGUGAAUGAAGUCAUCACAAAAGCUGGAAGAGUGCUAUUAUGGAGUGUGCAAACCACCACAGACCCGAUCAGAACAGCUUUACGUUGUUAAUUUGGGCUUUUUUGAAAUGCACAAUGUGAUAAAAUCCCAUUAACUGUUGAAUUUCAGUGAAUAACUGCAGAUAAAAACAAUGCCUUAAAGCUUUAGGUUUAUCUAUUGAGCCUGCUUUUCACAUUCAUGUGACAAAAAUAGUUUGUAAUCUUUAAUCUGACACCGCAGUGCCUCCAAAUAGUCUUCAAACAAGCAGAAAACUGUCUUUAACUCAAAGAGAUGAAAGAUAAACUUACAAGACAGUGUUUGGUGCUUUGAAGUAUCUUCAUGCGCACACACAGCAACUGUAAGAACACCCGAGAGAGAGAGAAAAAGAAAGAGAGCACCAUCGCAGGAAAAUAAUCAGACGACCCUAUUGAUUUCCUUUCUUUGCUCAAAAUGUUUCAUGUUUCCUUUUCUUGCCUUUUCCGCCUCCUGAUUCUUUUUUUAGUCUCCCUCUGUCUCCCCCUGUUUUCUUUGUUCUCGAUCAGCCUGGGCUGUUUGUAAUCUCCUCCUCGCUCACACACACUCUAUGGUUUUUAUCCUCAAUGUUUUCAGCGGCCAGGUGGGCACCCGCAGCCCAUCUCUGAACAGCAACAUCGAGUCGUUGGAGGAGUGCAUGGUGUGUUCCGACAUGAAGAGGGACACUUUGUUCGGGCCCUGCGGACACAUCGCCACCUGCUCCCUCUGCUCGCCACGUGUGAAGAAAUGUCUCAUCUGCAAGGAUCAGGUCCAGUCGAGAACUAAGGUAACAAACACGACUACCACCACCUGUCCGACGAAGAAAGCCAUACAUUAAGGAAAGCGAAUGCACAGUGUUACUCUCUUUUGUUGUUGUUUCUUUGUUUGUGCACAGAUUGAGGAGUGUGUGGUCUGCUCCGACAAAAAGGCAGCCGUGUUGUUCCAGCCCUGUGGUCACAUGUGCGCUUGUGAGAGUAGGUUACACCCUUCUUUUUUUUUUAAAUCUUGACUUCUUCUGAAUUAGUUCCAGAUUAGAAAGUGUGUGUUUUUUUGUUGUUGUUUGUUAAAACACAAUGCGUUCUGUCCUUCACCAGACUGUGCCAGCCUCAUGAAGAAGUGCGUACAGUGCCGGGCUGUGGUGGAACGCCGCACCCCCUUCGUUCUGUGCUGUGGAGGGAAAGGUAUGGAGGAUGAUGCCGCUGAUGAUGAUGAUGAUGAUGAUGAUGAUGAUGACCUUAGUGAGUGAAUCUUCCACACAUUCCCUUUUAAUUCCCUUUUCUUUCCCCUUCUUUCUUUCUUUUCUUCCUGCGUAUUUCCGUUGCCAUGUUUUGUAUUUUUUGCUUUAAUGCUGCCUUGCUUAUGCGUCUUACUCUUUUGUUUGCAUCACUGAUACACAAGUUUGUUUCUCUCUCAUCAUAGUAGAAAUGUUUAAUAAUGAAGACAGAUGUCUGAAUCAGUCAAUCUUUACUCUCUGAACUCUUCCUCUCUAAUAGAUCUGGCAUGUUUUAAUCAUUGCAUCCAUUUUGAUCUUGUCUUUUGUACAAAGCUUUUUCUAGAUAUUGGCUGCAUAGACUGCAGCUUUAUUGAUGCUUUGCUGCCUCGUCUUUAACUCAUCGUAUAAGUUUUGUGCUUGAAAUGAUAAUCUUUUUAUACACAGGACAUCAGAAGCAUUUCAAGAUUGUGAUUAGUCCCUUUGCUAAAGGAUGUAAUAAUUGUCUAAAUACACAGAAAACCAGGCUACCUUAUCAAAUCAAUGAAUUCAUUUGUACGUUUAUGUUUAGCCCUGUUGUCAUAUUGAUCUACAGUAUGUAUGAGUGUAUAAAGAACUGAUUUAUAUCAAGAGCAAGUUUGAAAUGCUAUACAUUUUUAUGUACGUAUUUUCAGGUGCAUAGAAGCCCCGAAUUUCAUCUAAUCCAAAAUAUGCAGGUCUUAUCAAAGGAUAAGGGCUGUAUCGUGUUGCCUUCACAAUCCAUCAUCUUGUCUCCAAGUUGAACCCGGUGUUUAAAACGCCAUACCCUCUUUUUUUUCAGUGGUGUUACCUCACUGCUCAUUAUUUCUGUCGUGUUUUCUCCACGUUUUCUUUUUGAGUUAAAAGGGAAACUGUUGCAAGUUCACUAACUCCAUGUUUAUCCCUGUAUUAAUAAUUUUACAUUUCUCCACGUGUCAGCUUGUUGGCAUGCAAAUUUAUGUGCAACGUGUUGCCAAAAGCAAGAAAAAAAAAAGAGGCAGAAGCAGAUCCAAACACACAUACUCUCAUGCAAGGGGCAGCAUUGAUUGUUUAUCUCCUCUCCCUUCAUUUCCAGUAACGCUGUGUCUGUUACAAAGGCAAAUCUACAGCACAAAAUUCAUAUCACGCCAUGAUUACUCAGACUCCCGACUACUCGAUUGGAGCAAAUGGUUUUCAUUUUGUCCGUCAGAGGAGUGAGCACAGUCUUUAGAUCCAUGCUUUCGCAUUGGCUGAUCGCAAAAGGAGAAAGUGGCCGCUAUGCAUUUAACUCUUUAACUCCAUGUAGGGAAAUUUCCCUUUCUUCCCUUGUUUCAACUUGGUAGCUUUCCUUUUUCAAAUUUCUCUUUCUUGAACCUCCCUCUGAGGCUGUAGUUUGUAGAUUUGGUCCGCAGACCAACAGUUGAGCUGGCGAGGAACGGCUCCUGCUAUAACACUGUGACUGGUUAUUCCCAGCAGGGAGCUCUAACAGUAUGGCAGGGGGAUCGCAGGAUCUUCUCCAGCCCAACAAUCUGGCCCUAAGUUGGUGUAAGUAUAACCUCUAUGAUCCCAUCCCUUAUCAGAACCCACAGAUCAGAAUCCCUACAGUGCUGCCCUGGCCCUCAUCCCCCUCCCCUGAAACCCCUCUCCCUUUCUCUUCCAGUGACACACACACACACACACACACACACACACACCUGAAACAGUACAAACUGAUACAGAAUGAAUAUGGUGCACAUGCAAAGACACACACUGGUGUAAUCACAUAUUCAGGCUGUUUCUCACACAUGCAUCCUGUGGCUCACACAAUGCCAGCAGCAUUGUAGGAUGUGUUGUCCGGUGCUAGUUGAUUUUUUUAAAAAUGAUCAUAAGCUUCACAUAGAUAAAUUUAGCCAUUUUUAAAAGUAGAUGCAGCAGCUCAGACCGCUCAAGUCUGUUUGAUCUGCCAGGUGUGAGAAAAUUCAGAGUGCAUGUGGUUUUGUUCAGAAAUCUCAUGUUUUAGAUUUACUGUAGCUCCCAGCUUGUUGCACAAGUCGGAGUAACAGACUUUCUGUUUUAUUAGUAGCACAUUUUUCAUUUUGAGGAGGCGAGAUUUGGCCACUGGUUCAAACUGUUACUUUAUUUCAUCUUUUUUUUUUUUUUUUAACUCUCACCAUACAUUUGCGCUCUUGUCCCCCCAAAACAGCCAGUGGAAACAUCCCAGCCUUACAGAGAGACAAGGACAACACCAACGUCAACGCUGACGUGCAGAAGCUGCAGCAGCAGCUCCAGGACAUCAAGGAACAGGUAAGCUCCACCUGCGCUAGACAGCGGCGAUCAGCAGGCGCGCCGCGAAUAAUCUCAUUCAGAUGUGUUAAAGUGAAUCUGAAAAUGUUGUUGCAGUGUGAAGCAGCAGUCUCUGAGUUAUAGGUUGACUGCUCCCAUUUGGCUGGGUGUUACAAGGGUGGAACCAAAACAGAUGGUGAAUGUCCAGCAAAGCAUUGAUGAAUACAAAUGUUGCAGUUAAACAGCAGAUAAUGACUGCGGAGCACAUGAUGCAUCACUAAACAUAAAUUUAACCACUAAUAGGGGCUUCUACUCAUAUAAGUUGGAGCUGAGAUCAUUAGAGAUUUCUGACAUUUUUGUCUGUCUUCAGAUCAAAUGAAUAAAGUCAUUAAAGAAAGAAACAGACGAACACGCUUGAAAUAAAUUCCCAGCUGGUGUCUUUGGUUAGCUGUCAACGUUUGAAAAGCUUUUAAACCCACGACUUCAUCAGCUAGCUUUCUCUCUUUAUGCUAAUUCAUGUGUAUGUUUCUUGUUUUCCUUGUACUUUAUACACUUGUAAAAAUGAGAGCGUGGCUUUGGUGACUCCUCAAGAUUAAUAUCUUUAUUUUUUCACUUCAAAUGUUUUAAAUGAUUGAACUAUCUGGAAACUUUCUCAGAUUCAUAGUAAACUUCAUGUGUUAGUAAAUCUCUCCAGCACCAAUCACAGCUUUGUUUGAAGACGACGCAUGGAGCUUAGAGGGAUAUUGCGGCAUAAAAUUAACUUAGGGUCAAACACACCGUAACACAGAAUAAGACACCCCGUCGAGAGAUGAAUGUUGCUGACUGUUUGCUUCUCUAGUUAUACCAACUUUACUCACGACUGCACAAUAGCAAUACACAGCAGUCUCAGGAGCUACACACAAACCUCAACAAAAAUGCCACUCUAUAUCCACAAAUAAUGCUCAGAACAGCACCUAACCUCAUCAACAGUAUAUAUAGGGUCCCUGCCAUAGUACUAGCCACCAAACAUCUUUUUAACUUUGCCUGAUUUCUCACACACAACUCACCUACUCUCUUCCAGCAGUUGCUUGUUUGUAGGGAGACCUUGGACAAAUCCAUCACCGACUGCUGCGAGGUGACGCAGCUCAAGGAAGAACAUUUAUGAUAAUUUCUUCAUGGAAAUACAAUCAGACCGAGACGCUAAGGCAGGAGAACUAUCGCGUCUGCAGUGCAAAAUGAUUAAUAUGGUGAUUAUUACUUCAAGGAAAUGAUAAAGAAAUGAUCAUAAAUGUUCUUCCUUGAGCUGCGUCACCCAGCAACAGUCCAUAAUGGACUGGCCUGAGGUCUCGCUACAAACAAGCGGCUGCUGGAAGAGAGUAGGUGAGUUGUGUUUAGUCUCUUUGCUAAAGAAAUUAGGCAAAGCUAAAAAGAUGUUUGAUGGCUAGUGCUGUGGCUGGGACCCUAUAUGUACUGUUGAUGAAGUUAGGUGCUGUUCUGAACAUUAUUUGUGGCUAUAGAGUGGCUUUUUGGUUUAGGUUUGUGUGUGGCUCCUCAGACCGCUGUGUAUUGCUAUCCUGCGGUCAUAACUAAAGUUGGUAUAACUAGAGAAGAAAGCGAUCGGCAACAUUCAUCUCUCAAGGGGGUGUCUAACUCAGUGUUAAGGUGUGUUUGACCCUAACUUAAUUUUACACCAGAAUAUCCCUUUAAAUAAGCUCAUGUAGAAGAAACUGUUGCACAACCCUCACUGCACCACCACAUCUGUUUAUAACAUAACGAUUUACUGUACUGAAUAACCACAACGACACACCCUGUUUUCUUCAAAGACAAAGCCAAGUGCGUCUCGAGUUUCCAGAAGAGUCAAAUCAAACAGAGAACUGAUUUGUGGUGUCAUAAAGUUUAUGUCGAAGAUUGUUCAGUUGUUGAUCCUUUUUUUGUACUAAAAGUUGAAACGACCUCAUCACACCAAACAUGACCUCUUAUUGCAUCACCCUGUCUGUCUGUAGACCAUGUGUCCCGUGUGUCUGGACCGGCUGAAGAACAUGAUCUUCAUGUGUGGCCACGGCACCUGCCAGCUGUGCGGGGACCGAAUGAGCGAGUGCCCCAUCUGCCGCAAGGCCAUCGAGCGCCGCAUCCUGCUGUACUAGACCCCCUGAACCCCACCCUCCCUGCAGACUCUCUUCCUCUUUUCUCUUAAAGCCUGCGCUGACCGCACCUGCAAUGCCACAAUCACACCAGCUGCUGCUGCUGCUGCUCGAUCAUCCUCACAGCACCCGAGUCAGUCAGCCAAGGGCGUCCUCACAUGUCUUAUUGGACACAGCAAAUGCUCUCUUUACGGUUUGAUUGUGAUCAGAUGGAAUACCUGUUACAAAACAUGGAGAAAAAUACCAGUUGACUUUUACCACUUGUGCUGUUCUGUCAUCACAUGUACUAACUGCAGCCAGAAAGAUGCUCGCAACACAAGCGUUGCCUUUUUUUCUUAAUUUUUUCUCUCUGCCUGCCAUCUUCUCAUCCUUCUGUCUGUGUUAUUUUUAAUUGUGAAGCUUCUAUCCUCUGGUUGAGUCUUUUGCAGCUCUUUUCAAACUCAUGGUUGUGGAUAUUUACUGCAGAGGUAUGUCCCAGAUCUGGAUUCCUUCUUUGGGAAAAACUCAGAAAUGUUUGGAGGACUGGCUUUGGAGGUCCGCCUGCUACUUUUUCAUGUAAAGUUCUCAUGCACCUGCCGCAGUCCGUGCCAGCUGCAGUCAAGUUUUAUUGUAUUUGUAAAUCUUUAUGCACGUGUUCUGGUAUUGGAAGCUCCAGAUGUGGAAUUUUUAAGUACUUCAGUUUUCAUGACAGUAUGGCAAAGUUUGUGACACAUGACCGUUUUUUGCACCAGUUAAAGGUUCACUAAGUGUUUGUGCUUCAUGUGCGAUCAGUUCGGCCGUUGUGGCGCGCUGUACGCCGACCGGCCGAGAGCAGAUGUUGGCAGUUUUGCACUAAAAAAAGCCGAGUCAGGCUGGUUUUUUUCUUUUUUCCUGUACUGACUUCAGAGGUCCACUUCAGCCCAGUGGUAAAACACAGGGCUGUUGUAACUGCCAGGUAGCACACCACACCCACACGCUGUUUACCGAGAGGAACGGCGGUGUCGCAACACCUGCUCGAUCGUGAAUCCCCGUCAGACACGGCGUCGGAAUCCAAGGAAAAAAAAGACAAACUCAUUCAGCUCCUGUUGUUCCUCUUUGUCAUUCACACAAACUCACAUGAUGCAAACACUUAAGUGACAAAUUGAUCUUGUCGCAACUUGAUGUUUAACUGUUGAGACUUUGUGGUAUUGUCUGAUGAGAAAAAAAUUGUACAAUUCAGUGAACAUUUGCUAUUUUACCAUUGACAACUCUGUGCCAUUUUGCUUCCAAAAAAAUCUACAUGUGAAAUAACUUGUAUGGGGGAUAAGGUGCUCUUUAAUUCUUUUUUUAUUUAUGUGUAUUAUUCUUUCCUUCUUUUCUCAAAAUCAACAUUUAUUGAGCUAGAGAGUACAAUCUAUGAGAACACUAAGGUGAAAAUGUAGAUUAAAUUAUUUUGUAAUGCUGCCCAAAAGAUAGGAUUUAUAGGUAUAUCACUGCCUUCCUAAUAUGUAGCCUCAAAAUCUCUCAAACAUUCUGCUUUGAUAUAAAUGUUGAUGUGAUGUUUCCCGUUGGCUCGGCUCUCUGGAAGCGUUUUUUUUCCCUCAAAAGUGGUCUCUUAAAGCCUCCUGUGUUUAUUUGUGAAACAAAACAAACAAAAAAAGACAUUUUGUUGUCAAAAGUGUCAAGUAUCUUUUCACCAGUGUUUUAUUUGGGAGGAAAGCUAAUGUUUUUUUUAAAAAGAGAGACAGAACCCGCCUUAGCUCUUUUUAAAAGGCGCUCGCUCGCCCAUGCGCAGACUCAGCUUUGCUUUGCUUCGUGGGAAUUUCGCAACAACACACAAGCAUUAUUUUUCCCCCUUUUUAUGACUGAAAGCGACCUUUACGAGUACAGUUUUGAUUCUUUUCAUUGCUCAUGAUAACACUAAAAGCUAGAAGCACUAAUACGCUUUACUGUAGAGCUGUCUUGUUAUGGUUGUUAUGAAAAAAAAAAGCCUAUUUUUUACUUUUAUUUUCAAUACCUGUAACUGUCCUGUUGGAAAUGUAUCAGUAGUUUUUCUUUGGCAUGAAUGUUUGACAUAUGCAGUACGAUCAUGAAACUGUUCAGUCUGUAUUGCUAUUAAGUGCUUUUGAAACAACCAUAUAGCUGAAAUAAAGUCCUCAACGAACCAUGGGACGUUAAAA